CUCGUUCCGGGGCUCCGCUGCUGUCAGAGGCUGUGCAGCUCCUCCAUACGCUUUCUGUCGGUGAAACACACACUGAGUGAUGCGCAACCAGCCACCACCGUUCCUCACAAAUCUGAAAAAAAGGAGGUGACUCGACCAGCUUAUGACAUUCUCCAGGUAAGACAUCGAUGUUUUUGAAUUCCCCUCAUGAGACAUGUAAUCAUCGGUAAUCAUCGAUAGUUACAGUAGUCUUCCUCCGAGCAUCCGGAGGAGGGGUGGAUGGAUGCUGAUCGGCUCUGAUGUUGAUUUGUCCUUAACCAUCACUGUUAACAACAGGACGGCGUGCUUUGACCAAAAAAUACUUAUUACUUCAAAAGUAAGCCUAUCGGUACGAAUCUGUACCUUUAGUUGGGACUCUUACAAUAUAUAUCAGAGCAGUUUUGAAGUCUGCCGAUGCAAUUAAUGUUACAAAUGUCGGUGAUUCAUCAAGGCGCUAUCUACGCCUAAAUUGUCGAUUUUAGUUUUAUUGCUAUAGGCCUUUGGUGUCUUGUGAGUUGCGGAAGGUGAUUAUUUUUUACAUAUCCUCAGUGGUUCAGUUCUUCCCUGCAUCGUUUUACUAGAUGGUAGCUCAUGCAUGUACAUGAGCUACCUUUAUUGUGGAGAGAAAUAGUUUUCAACUCUGGUAUUUGACCAUUUUCUCUAAUUUACAUCCCUUUUUUUAAUAUAUAAACUGCUUCAUCUCGUACUGAUUUAACAUUUGUGUGGCAUGUGUGGCUAAGUAUCUGAAACCAGUGACAAGUUUAGUGAAAAACAGAGUAAACUAUGCUUUUCAGAGAGCAGGUUUUAGGUUCUUUUCCCCUAAACCAUGUACCUUGGAUGCUGCCUGUUUUUGGUGGAGGGUUUGUGUAUCCUUAAGUGCCUGCUGUGUACCACCCUGUGCCAGUCCAGGGCCACAAGGGAGGGCAGCUGCUGACAGGCGUUGUGUCUGGCUGUUCAUUGUUCACAGAUAGCACGAGAAAGGCUCUUUAGGGUCUGCUGUGCAUCACAUGAUGUUAUGUACUCAACAUCUGUCCUCAUCCAGUCAUGCAGAAUACAUUUCAUCAGCUUUCUACUUUUUAUAUGAUGUCUUCAGGCGCUCUGGUUCACAGUACAAGUCUUGUUGUGUUGUUGUAUUUUUUCAAGAUUGCAGUUUUAUUCAAUGGAGUCUAUGCAGGCCUACUCGUUAGUUUUAUAACAUACAGAACUAUUCCUUAUAAAGGAACAAAGACAGCGGUUUUCUUUGAGGCAUUGCCUCAAAGAACCCUUGAAACAAAAGCAGCCACAACCCAAUAGGAAACCCAAUAACCAAUACCUCUUGUGUUCGCCGCUCUAAUCAAUGAUACACUGUCUUUUUCCCUAUUAAGUACACAGAGAUGUCUUUACUGACCACAAGUAAAAAGCUGAUAAAAUAUGGACCGAGUUCUGUAAAACUCAAAGAUGGAAACAGGUCCACACUGAAGCAGAAUAAGACAUAGAAAGAGGUUUGUUUUGAAGCAGGCAAGCGAGAACAAUGGCUGUUCCACAGGUGAGGAUGACCAAUGCUAUAGAAGAUGAGCACAGACAUAGGAGAGCAGUUCAUGGCUAUUAGAGAAAGUGUAAGGCCCCUGGUGAGGAAUGAGAAAGACGACAUAGCAUUACAAGAAGCACUAAACAUGACGACGUUAAUACUUUGUGGAAGUGAAGUUUUCAUUUCUCUCUCCUCUUCAUUACUUUACCUCUCUCUGCAUGACCUCCUGUGCACCCCCUGUCUCUUACUUUCUUUCUCUUUUACAUUAUUUCCCCGUCUCUGUAGCCUGAGAUAGUUUGCUGUAUAGCACCUGCACUGAAGGACAAGCGCCCUCCCUGCAGUCUGCUGGGACCUUAUAAAUGCUGCAGUCAGAGGAAUCUAAAUUGGACUCCAGGGCAUGAUACAGAACAGAGCAACAGCCUCCUGCUUUGGUUAACAGAUUCUGAAAGAUAUUGACUAUUUUGAAACAUAUAAUCAAAUUACCAAUUCAUCAAGUACAAUGACUUAACCACCUAUUACAAUGUUUAUCCGUAUAAUUGGGAUUUUAACAGGAAAAUCUGCCUGUGUCACGAAUGCAAAUACCACACAAAACCAGUAAUCUGGACCAUUUAUGCUAUUUAGACUGUGGAUAAGACAGAGGAUUUAAAACACCAGACAUUCGUGCUUUCUUCUCUCUGUUUAUAAUGCUGUUCUGGUGGGGGCUUGUACUUUUGUCAAAAACAAAGAUUCCAUUAUCAUAAAACCCGAGGUUAGGAUACAGGGUGGGUGUUGAUUUUCAUUUUGCAUAAAGUUGUAAGAAAGGCAUAAAAACAAUUCGACUGAUGACUUUUGAUGAGGCUUUUGUUAAAUAAGUGGUGCUGCAGUGUUGUUAGUCACAACUGUAUCGCUGCAGAGAAGUCUUGUCUGAGCAAUUAGAGCAGCCAAGUUUCUGCACAACACAGCAUUUAGUAUGUUAAGACAGGCUGUGAAAGACACAGUUGCUCUGUAUUAACCUGGUCAACUGAUGCAGGUUUAGGGUUAGUUCUAUGCUUGAUUACUUCUGCUUCUAAGGAUUGCAUGUUUUAUGGUCCACCCAAAAGCAAAAUUUAGUGUUUUUUAGCUUAUUUAAUUUGAAGAACCUUAAAAGGCCAAACUCCUCCCUCAGGAUUGCCAGGUGUACGAUAAUUAGCGUAUUUGUACGAUAAUUUUGCCCUCUGUACGAUGUACGAUCAAUAACCCAGAAAGAAAAGCUAAAUGUAUGAUAAUUUGACAGUUUCAUGAACAUGUGGUGCAAUAGGACUGUCUCUGUCUGCCAGACAAUUUUUUUUUUCAGUUUUUUUGUUUGCGAACCCUAAAGGCAUCUUGUAUCUUGUUUCAAAAAAGUAGGUAGUCUCAAGGUCUCGUGAUUUAGCUCAUUAUUUCACCUUGUUUCAAGGGAACGCAUUAGUGUAACACAGCUGAGUUGGAGCUGCUGAUCAUACGCUGUCGAUGAGGGGCGGGGUGGUGAAUGACCGCAAAACUGUAGCAACAAAAUCGUGAGUCUCUGUAGGACACUAAACAGAGUGACUAUAUGUGACUAUCAUGCAACAGUAAGAUUGCUGUUUGGAUUAUGAAGGGUGUAUGAUAAUUUUCCCAUAAAUACGAUAAUUUAGAUUCUCUGGUAUCAUAAUUCUACAUUUCCAAUCCGGCAACACUGCCUUCACUUGAGUGAUCAACAAAUAAUCUGUUAUUUUUCUGUAUAAGCUAAAACACAGAUUCUCUUUGUACUACUGUGGAUCUCAGGGCAUCACAUCUUAAACUGUCUUACAUGAGUGAGUGCUCUUUUGUACUCGUUCGUGUGAUUUUUCCAACAUGUUAAAUACAAAUUGUUUUAUUUCUUUCAAUGUAGGUUGCUUUGUUGUGAGUUAAAAUACAUCCCUGGCCUAAAUCCCGGUUAGAUCACCACAUGGCUGCUGUCAUAUGUCUCAUGGGUUGUUUCAUUAUUCAGUGUCUGUGGAGGAUUUAUCUCUGAAUGACAUCAUCACUCCAGUCAGCCUCUCUGCUGCUCGGCUUCAUAAACCAACACACAUUUUUUUCCACACUUUUUUUCGGACACAAAGCCCAGAUGCUCUCAUAGAUUUUUUUUUUUUUUAGAUAAGGUCAUCCUAUCUCUGUAAAAUCAGAUCUUGGUCCGGGAUAAAAAAUGAAUUCAAUAUCAGAUUUGGAGGUUUGCAUAGUCUCUUCAGAGGUCUUUGAGUGCUUUCUCAUUUUAUUUGAAUAUGGCCACAUCAAGUCCAAUCUAGACUAAAAACCAGGGAUAAACUUUGUUAUGGCCAGUGAGAGUGCUCAAUAGAGAGGGAAUUUAGAGCUGACAGAAGCACUUCACCUCCAAAUGCACUGAUUGAAAAUAUGCUGAACCUUUCUAUCCUUACUGGUUGUGUUUCAUAAGGUAAUUUGAAAUGGCCCUGUAACUUAAUAUAUCUAGCCAGCCCAUGCCCUUUAGUUCAGCGUCUUGCACUGCAUAGCUUUGCUGGCAGUUCUGUUUGCUUGGUAAGGACUUUAAUCUUCUUGUUUUCAGUUUUCCAGCAGCUGUUUUGUUUUGCCUUUUUUUUUCCUCAGGGUUGUCGACUAAUUCACUCUUCAUCACAAAAUGGUUUUCUGGUUAAAAUGUGGGCUUGGUUGGAGCAUCUGAGUGAAAGUCGUGAGGAUAAAUGACUCACCGGCACAUAACUGAUGCUGCUCUUUAGACAUACCCACAUUACAUAUUCAGAUAUUCACUUUGACAUUAAUCUACAAGGUUGACCUUUUCUAUUCAAAUUUGUCACGCAUGAUUAUCACUUAAUGCAAAACUCGCACAUAUUUGUUUCUAUUUAAAACUGAUGAAGUAUUAUUUUGCAGACCACAACUGCACAAAACCAGAGGCUGUAAAACAUUUAGAGUCAGUUGGUCAUAAUAAAAGCAUGGGUUUCCUAAAAAGAGUCGGGUCAGCUCCUUGUUGACAUUGUUCUAGUAUCAGACACAUGAAUAUGACAGCCGUAUCAGUGUUCCUAAAGUGUUUAGACAGGGCUGUCCCUUUCAGUUUCUCUUUUUCCUUGAAAGUGUGAUCUGCCUUUGUCAUGAUGUUUCUUUAAACCCUUUAGAAAACGCUUUGAAAAAGAAACAAGGCUAUCACCCUUAGCUUUCAUCCACUGGAAUCGAUCUGAAGUUGCUUGAUCUGUAUUUGAGAGGCCAAGCGGUGCUGUUGCUGAAGUCUUGACUUUUGCCUGGGGGUAUAUAACAUGUUACUCUAGACUCUGAACCAAGAGGUAGCAGAAACAUGUAGAAAUCCAGGUCACAUACAGGUGAAAGGGCAAUGUUGUGACAUUUCUUGAUCGAUUGAGUUUGACAGUUCUAAAUAAGUGAGUCAACUUUUGAACUGUUGUUUGAUUGCUGUCUCUUCCUCUGAGGUGACAGGAACCAAGGGAGCCCUGUGAGCAGUUCAGGCGGUGUGUAGCUAUCAUGUAGAGUCACUUUUCAUGUAGACAUCUAAAACAAAGAAAAUCCCCUCUGUACCAGUGAUGAGCAGCAACCUAACUUCCACAUCCAUGGCGUUUAAUAUGACAUGUUCCGCUUCUAUAAAUCUGUCAUUGUCAACAACAUCUCUCUGACCUGAAUCCAUCAUUGUUUGAGAAGUUCGACUCAAAAAUUCAUCAAACAUUCAGAGUUACUCCCUAGACAUUUUGUAAUACAUAAAUGACCUGUAACUUCAAAUAAUCAAUAUUGAAGCACUGACUAGUUGAGGCAUAAAGAGGGGGCAUUUUCCUCAUAUUCAGGAAAGUUUACACCUGCAUUUGUUUCCAAAAGGACACUGUGCUGCGUGAAGUGUGAAGGCCAACACCGCUGUUCCUGAAUUUACAGAGCACGCUUCACUCCCCUUGCCCACAUGAGAAACUUAUUUUUGUGCUUCCAUUGGCAAAAGUUGCAGAUGGUACCUGGAACCUAGACCAAGUUUUUUUUGGCAAGCUGAGUUGAUGUGUGAAAAUAUUUGGCCACCAACUGGUUAGGGGGAGUUAUCACUUGCUUUAAACCGGACAUCCUGCGUGCAGACUAAUCAGUGAUUUUGCUAAAUGUGACAAAUAUCCUUACUUUUAGAGCUUAGAUACUAAGAUACACAUCCAAAGGUGCGUAGUUCAUGUAAGGGAUGAUGUAUGGUAAGGGUUGGGGUCCAGACUCACCCUGAAGGGAUUCUGAUUUACAUGUGUAAAUUCGUCUCGUUACCUGGCGACCGCUUCAAGUCAUGAAUAAAAUUGAUUUUAAAUAUUGAUUUAAAAAUGAUUACUAUGCGUAUUAAAGUGGUAGCCUCUGUUGACCCAGGGUUGAUAGUGCUGCCAUGGCUGUGAUUCCAUCCUCUUAUCUGCUGUCUUGCUGCACAAACAGACAUCAAAUUACCAUUUCACUCAACAGACAGUGUGUUUAUUUAGAUAAACAUUUCAACAGGAGAUUAUGACAGAAAAGAUUAUGUUGGACUUCUAAGAAUAUACCCAGCCUGCUUAUUUGUUAUUAUUCUCAUAAACUUUCAUUGUUAAGUACAUUUGUUGAACUGAACAGGUCUUCCUCAAGAUUGUAAAUGUUGACUUUUGUCCUCACUCAGCUCCUCUUCUCAGAGUAUGCAUUUGACACACCGCUGAAAGUUAAUGAGGCGAAGGCCUGAGCUUUAAACGUUGUUGCUUUUAUUAAUACUGCCUAGAGAUGAAGUUUUAUUUUAGCAAAAUAAUAUACAUCUAUCUAUCCAUCUUUUCUGUAAUAAUACCAACUAUCUUUUCUGAUCUGUUUCCUCCACUGGUGUAUGAUUGUGAGUGUUGUGUUGUGGUGGUCGGAGAGGUCAUAGGCGCAAACUUGGCAGCCACGUUUCCAUCAGUCUGCCCCAGGGCAGCUGUGACUACUAAGGUACUUUACCACCACCAGGGUGUGACUGUUUGAGCGAAUGAAUGAUGUAUCCAAUGUAAAGCGCUUUGAGGGUCUCUGAUAAAGCACUAUAUGAAAUCUGAUGCAUUAUUAUUAUUAUUACUUUAUUGGGCAGAAUUAAAUUCAUAAAUGCUUUUAAAUCAAUAGGAUUUGAACUGAUACUCUUUAUCACAACUCCUAUUUACUCCUAUCACAACUUAUGAUAUUCAGAAAUAAUAUACCUAUAUGUCAUAGAUGUAAACCUGCAUAUAGGUAGAUGAUUGUGUUGUUAUUCACCCCAGUAUGUUUUGUUGAAUAUGGAUUGCGUAUUGAUUUUUCUGAAGUGUUGUUUUUUUCUGUCUGAUACACCUCAGUCAUAGAAAAUUGGGAUGAAUAAAAAAGUAAAUUGACGACAUAUUUCUUUUUGUUGCCUGCGAAACUGAAAAUAUGGAAUAGUAAUUUAUUUUAUUACAUGAGGAGUGUAUACCUUUUUUAUGAUUCCGAAUAACGUAGUGAGAACUGCUGAUGAUUUGUUCCAAUGUGUCCCCAUAAAUCAGUGAGGUGAUGCAUUUACCUCUCUUUAUGGCUUUAGCAUGUAAAUGAGCUCAAAUCGGUUUCGCACUCUGUGACUAAAUCAGGUCACAUUGGAAGGAGGGCAAAGCGGCUAAAAGAAAAAAAGUAAAGGAGAAAGAAUGAAAGAAAGAAAGCGUUCUCCGCAGUGCUUGGUGAAAGAGAAACCCAUUCAUAGCUGCAUUAAUCAUGGGUGGCACUGAAGAAUUGCUUUGAAGCGGCACCUAAAGAGAGAAAGACCAGAAGAGAGGCACUGAAACAGUUUUAUUCUCCAACUGAUUUGUCUGAGUGACCUCAGUCAGUGUUUCCCUCACAGGUGUAUUCUCUGUUGUAUUUCUCUGUAGGAUUUAAACUUAUGAUAAAUAUACCAAAUACUCAGUUUUCACAAAGUUAUUAUCAACUGUUCCCUAUGACUGAGUGUCUUUUUAUUUGCAUUAUAAAUAUUCCCUUGUAGGUUGAAAGUUACAGAGGCCCCAAGUGGACGUGGUUUAUUUAUUUAUUUUUUUCCCCUGUUUUCUCGAGAUCACAAGAUAGUUUUCAGGAAUUAAUUUUGCGGUGAAUUAGAACCGCAACAGCUUUAGCUUCAUUCAGUAUGAAUGCUUCAGUUUAUCACCAGCUUUUGUCCUGAACGGAGUGCUCCCCCGACUGAACAAGAGCGCUGGAAAGUCAAGAGAAUGGCGCCCAGUUUCACGAUUAAAGGUUCCUAUUACGAGCUAAAACUGCAACAGAGUUAUAAAAAGCUUGAAUGAAUGUAAAUAUUUCAUCGUUGAAAUUGAAUCACUGUAUAAAAAAAAAAAACACUGAAAUUCAUUGUCCAUAAUGUGUAGGUUUCUUGUUAAUUAAUUCAUAUUUGUAAAAUAAAUCACCCUUUGAUACUUUGAAAAGUCAGAGAACCAUAAUUUUGACCAGGUGGCGGCGCUCUCUGUGGCCUAAAAGGUCUCACCGUGCUGGGCAGGAGCUCUGGCGAAUACCUAGUCCCCCGCAAAAUUAAUUCGUGAUCUCGAGAAAAUGAACUCUUGUUUUCUUGAGAUCACGAGAAAAACUAUCUUGUGAUUAUGAGAGAUCUUGAGAAAACGGGGGUAAAAAAAGAAAUGAACCAUGUCCAUGCUUAGGGCUUCUGGAGAAAGAGACCUUACUUUGUUCUUUAGUAAAAUAGGGAUUAGACGUAAAACCAGAAAUAACCAGGAAUUUUAAUGACUGUUAAAUGUGUUUAUAUUUGUGGUGAAGCAGCAUAUGCCAGGUAACAGUGGCCAGUUAAAUUCAUAUCAUUGUGUACUUCCAAAUGACUCAAAGCUUAGACCCGAAUAUUUGUGGUCACUCAAUCUAGGGACCAAUCAGCAAUCAUUAUUUGCUUCUAGAAGCAGAUGCUAACUUUUAAUUUAUCUCAGUUUAGCCAACAGCAUCAGGCAACUCCCACCCAAGAUUGCCUACACAAUGUCGAGUUCAAGUUUACUACCUGGACUUGCAUGUUUAUAGAGAUAAAUAAAUGGUUACCACAAAUGAGAGAGAGGGUACCAUCACAAUGGUGUGUGUUCUGCCUGCUUUUGCUCUCAACACUGAGUGUUUUAUCUGCAUGGAUUAAAGCCUGACUGUCAAUACUGCUCUGACAAACGGAAAUCAGAACUCUUCCAGUGCUAAAAAUCCAGACCCGGGGGUGCGAACCAUAUUGUUCUAAAAAAUAUAUAAAAAUCAGUGUUCACUAAAUAAAAAAAUAAGUAAUCAACAUGUUUGGUGUCAGUCAGUCAUUAGGCAGAGCGGGUAUCCACUCAUCAAAUUAAAGGCUGCAAUAGGAGGAUAAGGAAAAUGAACUUUCUCAUACUUGAUUUGGUGUUUGUUAUUUUUCUAUUUAUCUGUUUAGACAGUUUUAAGUCUUUUAUGCACACCUUUGAAGCUAACCUUUGAUGUUUUAUGCUCAACUUACAGAACAGAUCUCGUCAUUCUGCAGACAUAAGGAUAACAGGGCAAUUUUAUUCAUUCUUAGCAUUAGUUUGGCUCUCUGCAGUUCUCAACAUUCAUUUUGCUUGAAGUUAGUGUUUUUGUGCAUGUCUGCAUAUAUCUGGAAACAUUAGGUAGGAUAAAGCAAAUCCUCCAGGAACUAAAACUUCAUUGAAGAAAAACAUCUGUUCAUUAUGGAUCUAUUUGGAAAACCGAGAGUUUCUGAAGAACUAACCUUGGUGCACAGUUGGAAUUGAUAAAAGGUUUUUGUGCAUGUGUAGUUUUAGCAGUGUGUGUAUGCAUGGCCUACAUUUACCCAUUUUACCCAUCCUACUGCUGUUUCCUGGGUCAUGAGAUGACUCUCUCAGUGUACUGUCACUCGUGUUAUUACUUAUGCUCAAGAUGCAUUCACAGAGCUAGCUCAUUAGCUAGCACAUUUGCUUGAGGAGCAGCAUGAUAUUAGCAUAUAGAUGUGCAGAGAGCAUCACCUGCUGCUGUUAUUGCUGGGCUACACAGACAGAUUCACAUCUGGUAAAUUUCUCCUCUCGACAGAUUGCUGCAAUUCAAAGAAACAAAGUCAUCUAUAGACAGAAAGGCAAAUGUAUCUCAUAUAAAAUGCAGAGUGCUGUUGUUAUUGAAGCAUGGCAAAUGUGAAUGAGGCUGGAAUCUUGAAUUGCUCUGGGGUUCCAGCCUUUGACGCGUUAUUACCCUAUAGGCAGACAAGUUUGUUGACUGACAGCGCAGAUGAUUGUUCAUCAUUUGUGUGAUAAAGUUGAUGAGGAAACACCAGAUGGUUGUUUUAUUUAUGGUGUGAGCUGUACCAGAGGGUGGCGAUUAAGUCUAUAGCUUUCAUGUCAGCACGUUUGUAUCAGCGAGUUUGUUUGUUUUUUUAAUCAGGGAACUUGAUCCUUGAAGAAUGGAUUACUAAAUACUUGUCAAACCAGAUUUGUAUGUUUAUUUGAUUAGAAAGAUGCAUUUUUAGGUUAUAGAUCAGACGUCUAUAUGAUAUAUUCUAAGCAAAAAAAUGUAUUCUUGCUGGUUGCUGUUGCUUUAAAAGCUGUGAGUUGGGUUAGUUACUCUUUCCAAAUUGAGUAAAAAAUAUUAAAGCUGCGGGCGCCAGUUUGGCUCAAAGAGCAAAGACAUACAGAGGCUGCGGUCCUCACCACACUGGCCAUAUGAUUGAUUUCUGGUCCAGACAAGAUUUGAUAGAUGUCAUUCUCACACUCUCUUCACAUUUUCCGUCUUCCUCAAGCUGUCUCAUAAAACAAAGGAAAUAAAAAUGAAUCAUUUACGUCACAAAAAUCUGUUUGUUAUAGAGCGAUGCCAUUUCAUUUGAUGUGGCCUCAGAUAUCUGUGCCUCCACACCGAAUGCUUCCUCACUGCAGCACAUUAGAAUUAACCUUCUGGAGAAAAGGUUGACUGCUAUAUCAGGCUGAUACUGACAUGCAGUCACCGCUCUGUGCUGUCUGCUGUGAAGGUUGCAGGAGAAAAAAGCAACACCUCAGAACCUCUCAAACACAUCAAAGACCAAACACAGCAGGCACUUUCAUACCUCUGUCCUAAAUUUGUGGCUUUGUUCUGCUGUGUUGUAUGUAGGCCACCUUCCUAUUCCUGUUACAGUGCAACAGGAAAGAUCAUAUAACACUUAAGCACUGUCAGAAAGCCGCUUUAGAGGAUGUUCCUUCUAUUUGGGUCUGUUGUGUUGUUUUCUUUUCUCUGCAUUUGAGGUAUGAUGUAACAAUAUAUUAGUUUAGUUCAAGGGCAAUGUCUAUAAUAGAUUAAAAAAAAAAACUAUUAAGGUCAAACUUAGAUGUAGUAUAUUUUCCACUAGGUGUGUCAAUCUCUUCCUAUUUAAUCUCCUUAAUUACUUUCCAACAGACAAAAGACUCAGCUUUCUCAACAAACUGAAGAAAUCAAAUUCUUCUUGUUCUUUUUUGACUUGGUUCCUAAUUUGAGAAAAGUUUCUGUCACUUGGUUUUAAAGCAGACUGCUUGGUGUCUUGUGAUUCUAAUUAAACAUGUAGAACAUGUCACAAAGCUAAGAUGUUUACAUGUUUUUGUGCUGCUGUUUGCUAGCAUCAUAGUCAAAGCCAAGUCAAAGUUUAUUUCUAGAGCACAUUUAAAAACAACCUCGGUUGACCAAAGUACAAAAGCAGUAAUGAAUUAAAAAUAAACACAAUAUUAGUACAGGCCUAGGGGGCUUAAUGGGUGAAAUUAGUCUUGUAGCCAAUGUACAUAGUGUUUUCUACGAAACAUAGAGACAGGUUGACUUUUGAAAAGUUUCCUGUUCUUCAUAUUAAGUCCACAUGCCUUGGUUUUUGAGUUGGAGACUGCAUGGCCCUUCAUGGAUAUUGGAUGUUGUCAAGAUCAGUGUUUGAAGCUUUGCAAUAGCACAGCAGGAGUUCAACCAGCCGGUUCACAGCUUUGAAACUGGGCUGUCAACCAGCUUAUGAUAUAUUUACAAAUCCAGGAUAACACAGAUCAGUGCCUUUGGAUCUUUAAUGCCAGUAGUUUUCAUCUGUUUUAUUGAUCAGUUAGGUAUUAAGUAAAUUUGGAGAGAUUUUAAAAGUACGACCAAAAUGGAUUUCAUGCUUUCUCACCGACCCUCCACUGAAAAUCAGUAGUGACUAUGUAUAUCCUGGCAUGGUUGGAGAUAUGAGUAUGUCAUUAAGACUGCAGUGAAUACAAUGGCUUUUCACUGUAAAGCCCUGCUAUCCGAUCGCUAGUUAUGAUACAGGACACAGUUUCAUAUUUGAUUUGUUGUGAUAUUGGUAUUAAAAUUCUUUUAAAUACUCUGUUCCUUUUUUUCUGUCAUGUUAAAGGGAGAAUGCAACACAAAACUGACGCUAUUAUGCUCAAUGACGAGAGAAAGAUGAGAAAAGUUGGUUCUCCAUGAAAGACUCGAGCACCCUUUUAGAAGCUGUGCACUUAUAUGUCGUCAAAUCGAUGAUGCAUGAUGGUUUUAUCUGUUGAAAGGUUAAAGGUAAAAAGUAGUGGUGUUUUUAAAUUUCUGUAUAGUGUAAGAGUUAUGGAAAUCACUUUAGGAGUUAAAGGGGAGUUAUAUUAGUAAGAUUCAUAAAUAUCCAUGUUGAUCAGGGAAUAUGUAUUCAGGGUUACCCAGCAUGAACCUCAGUGAUCUAAUUUCAGAAAAAAACACAGAACAAGACCUCAUAUUUUAUUUUUGAUUUAAGUACACUUAAUCAAUAAUGCUUGACAAAUCCUAGCAUCUUUUGAUGACAUUUAAACUACCUAACAAUGAAAUCACAAAUUUGGGGUAGGCCAUGUUAAUAUCUUUAAUUUUGUUCAUGUGGACAUAGUAUUAAAAUGUUUGCAGAAACGGUGCUUUAAGGGGAUUUCUCCCACCUCAUGAGUCAGGUUCAUGAGGCAUUUCAAAGGUCGGAGUAAAGGUUUUAUACUUUGACAAUAAGCUCAGAGACAGUCUGUGGAUUUGGUGAUCCAUGCUGAUAUUGGACCACUCUGAACUGACUUCUUAGCCUCGGGUAAGCAGAGGUUAGUCGUGGAAUAGUAAUUGAAGAAUAAACCGAGGUGCACUGAACUUGAAAUGGCAGAAUAAGUUUUUUCAGCUGUUAGCAAUCAGACCUAUCUUCACUCUGUUUUCUUUCUCUUUUACUCUUAAAUCUAAACAUCACCCAGAGUAAAGCUGCAGGUAAGGAUAUCCCAUCUGGACUGUUUACCACCUGCAGCUUGUUUAUCUCUGCUGAGUCUUUGGGCUGUCUCAUUUCAUCUUCUGUUCCAUCUCUGGGUGCCUUAGGUCUGUAAUUCAGAAAAGGGAGUUUAGUUAUUGCACUGGGACAGGAGGUCAAGACAGCAAGGCAGUGAGCAACCUUGUAAAAAUGUUGACAGGGUGUAAAAUGCCAGAGAACAGCUUAUGCAGGGUUUUACAGUGAACGGGCUACUGUAAGCCUCCACUUGUCAUGGCAGAGGAGGGUGGGAGGACGGAGAUCAAUGUCCAUAGAUUUCCUGCAGGAGGAGUGUCGGUGUGUGCACAAGUGUGUUGUGUAUCUGUCACUUUGGUUUAUGUGUAUUUGCUUGUGUGCACUUGGACACUACUGAUGUCUGCAGAUGAUUUCUAUCAAAACGCCUUUUUUUGUUUCAGGAUCAGUUCUUAUUGCAUCACAUCAAACCCCCUCCGAGACCGAGCCAGAGUUGUAUUUUACAACUUUGAAACAUGUCAAAUAAUUUUGUCAGACAAGGAUGUUCAACAUCAUUCUCCAUCGUCUUCUAUUUCUAUUUUUCUAUUUUUUUCUAUUUUAUUUGUCCUGAACAAAAAAAUAAACACCAAUACAUCAGCAACAAUAAUAAAAUACAGCCAUAAUUGUUCAAGAAGGGACAGGAAGAAGCAAAUGCUUAUCUUGUCCGGCCCCCUUCUUACCAUGUCAUAUAACUACGUUGUGAUGAUAAUAACAGUGAUAACAAUACAAACACAAAUACAUAUAUAUAUAUAGAAAUCAUGUCAAUAAAAAGUAAUCAGAAAACAAGUGAGUUGCUAAUAAACAUAUUUAAAAGGCAUUAUGCACAAUAGAGAGUAAUUAAGAAAGACAAUAAAUGAUCAUAUUUAUAAAAUCAAAUUUUAAUAAUUUUGUACAAGCAGCUGCUUAUAACAACGUUUAAACAGCCUGAUAUUCUUACAGGCCUUGACAUUUUCAUCCAGGUUGUUCCAAAGUGUUACACCAUAAACUGAAAUGCACAUCUUUUUCAAGGUCGGGGGUGUAGUGGUGGAGCAGGUCUGUGAUGUAGGUGGGGGCCAGGUUGUGAAGUGCUUUGUGGGUGAGCAGGAGGAUUUUUGAAUUGUAUGCGGUGAGAGAUGUUCAAAUGUUGAAAUGUUCAGUCUUUUUCUGAUAUCGUUUGUCUUUUAUUCAUCAGUUAUUUUGCCCCAUUAGUUUGGGUUACAUACCUCAAUAGCAUGCCUCUUAAAUACCGUUAGUACAGUUAGUCUACAUAUUUCUAUAAGAUUGUUAACAUGUUCAGAAAUGUCACGUAUUUUGAUAGUAAAGACAUGCUGCUGGUAAUGAGGCCAAACACUGACCUGAUAUACCUUCAGUACCAUCCUUCUAAAUCUCUUAUUUUUCCUUUUGGGUCAGUCAUAAUUGUGGUCUGUCUGGUCCCAAACACCGUAUAGCUGCAGUGUGCUGCAGUAUGAGCUGGCCCUGUGGGACCAAUUCAAGCCUCAGGGCUUUAUCCAGGAAGGGAGAGCUGUGGUGAGCUAUGGCAGCGGUGAGAUGGGAGAAAUACUGUCAUCGUGACAAAUUAAAAAAAGUUGGUGUGUAAUGUAUUUCUCAUAACUCACAGACACUCUGGACAAAAAUUCAGUGUUCUGAGACUGAGCCGCAAUCGGAAACUUGACCAUAUGCUGCUAAAACAGCUCUUGUUUAUAUUUUACAUGGUGAAGACUGAGAGUGGAUGACUUUAGCUAGAGUCCGGUGAGAAUUUUAAUUGAAAAACACAACCUAUAAAUGUUCUUGGCAGAGUAUUGCAUGGUUAUACUGGAUUGCCAAGAUUUUUAAGAGCACUUUGUGAAUGACACCAGAAGCUACCACCUCAGUAUAACUCUGCAUGAUGCCAGAUAUUAUAAUCAAGAAAGAUGUUUUCAAUAGUGUUGACACAUCUUACGUAACACAAUUCAAAAACACACCAAUGACAGGAUUUUAGUUUGUGACACCUCAGGUUAUGGGGUUUUUAAUUCAUCCCAUGAUAGGGCAGACUAAGAAGAUGCUCUCACAAACCCAGAAACUUCUUUCUAACCUUACAUCACUAAUAGCUUAUUAAAAAAGUGUGUGUUUGCCAUCAGAAACCAUUAAAUUCAGGCUCUCUGUAGCUUGCAAAUGAUGCUGUUUUCUUGUUUUGAGCUUCUGAGUUGCCAAAAACUCAGAAAUCCCCAUUUACCACUUUUUAUUUGGAUGGACUGCUUUUAAGGCGGGGUCAGUUUUGCAAAGAGAAAGGGAUGCAUGACUGCUCUUAUCCAUUGCAUGUUGCCAUAGUGAUGGUUGCCACAGUGGUUAUAUAAAAAAUACAUCAAACUGAACAUUUUGCUGUUUAAUCCAUUGAUCUUUGAGGAAAAUUCGAGGAUCUGUACUCUUUAAAAUACCCACUUCUCACAGAAAAACUCAGUCGGAGCAGUCUGUGAUACAGAGACACUCGAGACAUGGAAAGCAGGAGCACAACCCAGGUUUUCACAAUGGAGGAGCACAAAGAGAAAUCAAGAACCAAGGGCAAAAACAGCUUAAAGAAGAGCCUCAAUGCAGCAAGAGAGAAACCUUCCCUGAAGAUCGGUUCUUGGGAUUGAAGCAUUUCAACUCAAGGAGAGAAGUAUCAAGGAUUAUGCAGACAGAAAGGUCAGUGUAGAGGAAAGCCACUUUAGCAGAAGGGAAGCAGAGAUUCAGCCCAGGUACCAGAUCAUCCAGAGGAGAACAGGUGCUGCACAGUGGAGCGCUGCACCCACAGGUGCUGCACAACAAGCUGCUGCAACCAUAGGGGUGCAGCAGCAGGCGCCAGCACCUACAAGUGUUAAACAGCAGCCUCCUGCAAAAGUGGAUGCUCCAAAGUGCCCUCCUUCUUCUUCUCCACCACAACAACAAAGAUAACAAACGACAGCCUCAGGUUCAACACAACACACUUGUGGAGCAGAUGAAAUGAUAAGAGGCCCUGAUGUGGAAAAGAAAGAAAGGUCUGGGGAGCGCUGGUUCAAAUCCUGGCUGGAGUCUCUCUGUGUGGAGUUUGUGUGUUAUCCCCGUGCAUGUGUGGGUUUCCUCCAAAGUCCAGAUACAUGUCGGAUAGGUGAAUCAGUCUCUCUAAAAUGAACCCCAUAGGUGUUCACAAGUUUUUUAAAAAAGUAUUUAAAAAAAGAGUUUCUGUAACAUCCAACACUUUAACAACAUUAAAACACUGGAAAUAAGUAAAUGACAAGUAUUUACAAAGGUUUCUCUGGUUCUCUGAAAUUGAACAGUUUCUCGACAACAACGGUUUAUUUUUGUUUAGUAAAUACAUCCAGUUUUCCUUUUUUGAAAAAUGAUCCUGUUUCUUUAAUCUAUCAAGUAAAAAAAUCCUGUACACAUACUGAUGAUAUAGCAGUACCUUGUUUUACAGUCCCCUCAGGCGAGCAGAUUCUGCUGAAGUAUUACAGAGACUUUUAAUUUAGAUUACCUUAUCGGUUGCUGAUACUUGGGUUUUGAUCGGAGGAUUUCUCUCCACAAAGACCAGUUUUCUCAUCAAGGACUUCAGUGAUGAACAGUGAUGGAUCUUUUUUGACAAGUCUGAGUGCUGCUCUGACUUUAGUGAAGCACCGCACAGCUCAUAAAAAAAGAUAACAGUUGACAGGAUCACUGACGGUAACGAAAAACAAUUUUAAAAAGUAAGCGACUCAGGAAAUAUAAUGGCAUCACAAUGUAGUGUUUUAAUUAUAUGUUACUUUUAAAAUAGAUGUUUUUUCCUCUUUUAUUUGUGUUAAAUAUUAAUAUCACCAUCAUUUCAAGAAAUAUUUAAUCAACAGCAAAAAUCUGUCUGUACAGUCAUUUAUUUUCCUGCUAUGGUGUGACGCUGCAACCCUGUCAAUGAAAUAUAGCUGCAUUUGACAUCCGACACCUGCCGUUUCUACCCUCUCCUGAUUUCACCACCUACCUCCCCUGGCUAUCGUCAAAGACCUCUCAUAUCAAACACCAACAGUGUGUGUAUGCUGCUGCUGCUGCUGUGAUACCUGUUUGAUCUGAUCCUUCUGCUGAGAGGACAGCAACUUGAGGCUGUCGCAGGGGGCUCAGGACAUAAGGACAGGAUGCGACAUGUGGCCCUGGCUUAGUGGCAGAUGGUGAAGCGCUGCAGUAAGGGUUUGGGCGAAUAUGGCUGAGCUUAUAUCCCUGUCCCGCCGCAGGGUUUCUAUUACUUCUGUCCUAAAUCUCGCUAUACGUACCUCUCAUUCUGCUGUUGCCAUGUCUCUGUUGAAGUCUGUCCUACAUGUUUGGUCUUGAUAAUUUGAAUUAAAUGCUGUGCAUAUUGGGUGAUAACUUCCAGACUCCACAUUUUUUAUUAGUCUGGUUUCUAACUCUUUCCCCCUCCCAUUAGAUUAUAUGAAAUAUUACCAAAAAUAUGGCACAACUUGUGACAUUUCUGUGUAUCUAAUAGAGAUGCACUGAUCCAUUUUUUCCGAUAUCGAUACCUGGGCUGAGCGUAUAGUUCGAUAUCCGAUACUGAUCUAAUACUACUGUUGAAUGAAUACACCGUAUACCUUCCCUGUGAGUGAAGGCAUCAGGUUUGACAUUAGCCUUGUUGAAAAAAGGUGACAAAUUAACACAGAUGUAAAUUAACUUAAUAUUAUUUAUUAACAAAUGACAAAUUUCAUAUUAGCACACAGCAAAAAGAAGUAAGACUUCCAUGUAAACAUAGUGCAAAAGGAUAGACAGACAUAGAAUGCCGAUAUCCGAUCCAAAUAUCGGUGCAUCCCUAGUAUCUAAUAUUGAUAGGAGUCAGGGCAGUCUUUACAGGAUUUGGGAGGCUGUUUUCCCCUCUCUCACAGUGCGGUUGCCAAGACCUUUAUUGUUAAAUUUGUAUCCUUACGCAGGAGUAAAACAACAGCUACCUACAAUGUCACUGUGUUUUGAAUUUUCCUCACAGUCCUCAUCCGUAACCCGAAACACCUGAACACAAAUCAACAAUUCUCAGUGCGGUAACCUGUCUGAAUUUUAAAGAGGUCGUCACACUGAUGCUUGAGUUCAAGUCCUCACCACGGCCUCUUGUACCUGCUGCACAUCCAGGCAGAAGAAACUCAGUCUUCCUGCUGAACUGUGUGCGUCUUUCAUGCGGGUUGUCAGUUUGAUGCUCAGUUUGACGUACUCUUUCCUUUUUGUUUUUUAGGUCACUGCCUGGAGCAAACAGUAGAGCUGCUCUGUCUACCUUCAGAUAUCAGUAAGUUUGCUUCACAUUGCCGUUGCAUGUUAUUACAGUUCAUCAGUGCAAAGAAAAUAUGUGUGUCUGUGGGGUGACACAUACAAAGCGGUCAUGUUUUCUGAUAUUGUGAAGAAAAACAAACUAUGGUUAAUGACCACUCUCCUGUGUUGUGAGUUUGUUUUAUACUGGUUCAAACAAAGCUGAUGCUCUAGGUCCUGGACUGGAGUUAAGCUGUUCUGAUACAGAAACAAACAGGCAAAUAAGAAGAUAAGGGGGAAAAAUGAGCUCCCAAAGUUUGAAAAAUGUUCGAGGAAGAUGUUCAGAAAUUUUUGUUUAAAAGGCUAGGUAAGACUUCCCUGAUGUGUACUCCUUUCUGAUACUAUCUAAUUUAUCGAUAAGGGUUUUGUAUUGUUUUAUAGCAAACAGUUUCGAAAACAAGCAUCCAAAUUUUUUUGCAACUUUGUGUGUAUUUGAAGCUUGCACAGUAGUUUACAGAUCAUACCUCUCGUGCUUCUUCAGUACCAAAAUGCAUUUGGAAAUAACACCCUGGGGCAUCAAUAAUUUCAAUGGAAAAAUGAAAAAGCAGAGCGGCUGUAGGUGUUGAUAACAGCACUGCGACUGAGUCUCAAAACUGACCAACUCACACACUUCAGCCAGUAUCACAAAACAAAAAAGGAGCCAGCCCCAAUUUAGGAUUACAAAAUGGUGAUAGGAAGUGUUCUGUUUUUUAAAGAUAUUUUUUUAGGUGUCAAGCCUGUUGUACGAUGUAAUUUAUUUGAUUUUAAUUUAAGUUACUCUUUAUAAGGGAAAAUGAGAUAUGGGCAUGAGUUCUAUGUACAUAAACUUUGCAAUUAGAUAAAAUAAAAAAUAAAUAAUUUUUGCUAAAGAGGAAAAAGUCCAUGAAUUAUAAUUACUGUUCCUGAGAAAUGGACAGAAAAAGACCACACGGGCAAUAUGCCAUGUUUGGUAUUAUUGGAGACAGUUGCUAUCAGACUUUGUUUCAUGCUAGUUUUGUUGGUUGUCCGACGUGUAAAUAUUUUAGAGCAAUCCCAUAAAGUUCAAGUUGUUAAAAUCAAAGACUGUUUAUUGAAUAGAUGCCGUCUGCCUCCUCGCUGGGUGAAGCCAAUCCGAGAACAGCACCCUCUGGUGGCAGGCUGCAGUAUAGGUCAUAAAUCCCGCCUCCUCCAGCAAUCCCUAUGGAGUUUUGGACAAACUUUAGAAAUUUAUCACACAGAAGAUAAAUUUUUCUCCCCCCCUGCUUGCGAUGAUGACAUGUAGUUACUGUAAGACUGGUUUGUGCUCAAGUCCUCUUUUUUCUGUACAACUCCAUUUUUAAGAGUUAUUAGGGGUUCAUGUUUUUAUGAUUGACACCUGAUACAGCCUAUGGGCGUAUGAAGAUUGCAUAGCUCACCAGGGGGAUACGCUGUUUGAGCCGAGCGUCAUCACAGCGACUCUCAGCAACUCUCCUGCUGAAUGCGUACAAUGCUACUGGGCUAUUGGUGAAUUGCGUACAACACUACUACGCAAUGUUGGUAUCAGGAAAUGGAGGAAAAAACGCAGAAUAAUCAAGAGCUUUUCAGCUUCAAAUUCGUAUACUAGUGGAAGGCAGAACCAAGUUGUCCAUUGUAAAUAAAGUCUAUGGUUAAGACGUAUGAUUGCAGCAAAGGAGUUCGAAGCCAGGAUGGAGAAAAAUGGCGGGGAAAAUGAGGAGGCAGGCAGUUUGUUGGCUCAUUAGGGAAGGAGAGCAACAUGGGAAAUUCCCACUGAAGACAUGUCAUACAGGAAAUGAGAGAAAAGGAUAAAAAAAAAGAAAGAAACAACAGUUGGGCAAUCCAUAGUGUUGUGAGCUUCCCAACACUGCCUCCCCUCAUCAUUUAUUAAUACUCUGCUUGAAUAUUCAUCCACCCUGGUACGGCUCCAUCUUCCUAGAGAGAGAGAGAGAGGAAUUAAUAGAGUAUUGUAUCAUCCUGACACUCAACAGUGUAUCACAGCCACUGUUAUUGUAGUCACCCGAAUAUCAUCCAUCAUCAACCAGCUCCAUCCAUCCAUUCCACAUGUCUGUUCUUAUUAUGUUCACUAGAGAUGUUGAAAUCACCCACUUGAAAAGGCAAAAGGCAGGGCCGGGCUAAUUGUUCAGGGUUUUCAGACUGUGACCCACAAUGCACUAUGAAAGGAGCUGUAACCUCACAACCAUAACUCACACUUUGGUUGGUCUGCAAUCAGCCUUAAAAUAGGUCUCCAUCCUUCUGCAUGUCACUGAUAUGGGAAAUCCACGGCUGUUUCGAUUCAUUGAAAGAAUUUCAGCGCUAGACUAGUUUUGGGAGAUUGCUGCAUUUAAAUUUUGAGUCAUCCGCAGCGCAGCGCAGUGAUGUGCUCUCAGUCUGCCAGCUGCUACGCUUUACUUAUUUUGAUUAAAUCCUUUGAAGAUGGAGGCAAGGACAAAGAGUCUGGCAAUCCUGUAACUUGUUAUAAAUCAUCAAAAGCCAGCGCAGCUCAGUGAAUGUGUGCAUUGGCUCCAUAAUGCCACGCUGAGACUGAACUGAUAUCUAACCUCAAAGUCAUGAGAUAAUUUGAAGCACGGCUAUGAAGUUGUACACAUUAGCUAUCACAAAUGCUCUUAACUGUGCGAUGAAUCAUUUCUAGUUUCCCUCACGUCUUCUUUAUUCUGCUCUCUGGUGAGAUCGCAAUUAUCUGAAAGCAUAAAAGAACCCACGGUUUAUACUUUCUGCAUAAAUGCUCAAUGGGAGUCCCUGUCUGCAUGAUAAUGCGGCGCGGAAUUUCAAUUGCUUGAUACAAUUAAGCCAAAUUUGCCAACUCACUGGCACAAAACAUGAGCUUUCUACACAUCCUCUGAAAAGUCUGUGAGCAAAAACAGUAAAAAUCUGAAUUUUCCACUGAGUCAAUGUCUCAUGCCUCCGCUCCCACCAAAGAGAAGUAUUUUGGCAGUGCAUAUUUGUAGGAGGAAGGGGGACAACAAAAAACCACAAGACUUCAGCUGUUAUGUAAAGCAUAAAAAGACUUAGCCAUUUCACACCAAGAGUCUAUUGCAUGAAGGUUGCAACCACGGACGCAAUUUGUGGGGGGGACACGGUGGACAUGCCCCCCACUUUUUCAAAAGCCUGUUUUGGUCCCCUGCAGUUUUAACCGUCUGAAAACAAUGUUACUUUUCUUUAUAACAAACAGAUACACAUCAGGCACUAGGACCAAACGGCCACUUAAGCCGAAAACUGGUUUCCCUUGGUUUGGACCGCCCACAGGGUCCUUGACUGGCUAUCCCUGCUGUCAGGGAAACAUUGCUAUUCGCCCAUUGGCUAUUCACCGAUGUAAGUUUACAGGAGGGCGGCGUUCAUUUUCGUUCCGUAAAGUCACAUUCAUCAGAGGUUUCGUUUACGUCCCUGUAUCGAGUUUGUACUUCCAUCCACCAGCUGUCCUCUGUUACUGUGGGUGCGAGAUGUGCUGUUUGCUGGGUUACAUGUAAAGGUGGGAACUGAAUUCUGAAAUAAAUAAAGAAAUCUGAACAUUGACGUUUGAAUCGCAUGUCACAUCAGUGCUCAAGUCACGUGUGUCCCCUCCCACCUUUCCAAAUCAAAAUUUCGUCCAUGGUAGCAACUGUUUGCUUUGGCGCAUUGUCAGCAUAUCGCUUUAAUGAGGCAGCAGUCAUACCUCUGUCCAUAAACACUGCGUAUAAAAUCACUUGGGCACUAUUUUCACGCUAUUUAAGGAGUAUGUUUUUCAGAUAUCAGUGCACACUCAUAAGAAAACAUCUCUAAAAAUUUUAUUACAUGUAGUUCAUUAGCAUCGCAGAAACUCUGAGGAAAAAACAGAGGAUCAGGACAAGCCCACCACGACUUCCUCCCACACCUGUUUCACCCUCAGGAGCUACAGCGGAUCCCUGCUGGUUCUGUUAAAGUUUGUUUGUGCGCUUUAACUUCAUGCAUGAGCAGACCAAUGCCAGGUGUGGAUCACUCUUGUGUCAAAGGCUGAGCGAGGAUGAAUCUGUGACUGCUUUUGAUUGACAGACAAAAAACAACCCUAAUUUCUCGUGUUACUCCAGCUAAACUGGCGGAAGAGGGGUUGUCUAUACCUAUGUUUGCAGUUUUGCCUCACAGUAAAGUUUGUAUAUAUAGGCCCUUAAGACUUCUAUAUAAUAUGAGAGGAUAAAGCUAUAAAAAGGACACACAUUGACUGUAUGAGCCAUUUUAUCUAUAUUGUUUUGGGGUUUUGUUUUGUCACUCGCACAACCGCCACAAGGGCCACUUCAGGUGCAUGAGCAGGUAAAUGCUACAAAGGGACACAGGUGAGGCAGUGAUCCUGGGAACGGGAAGAGCACACAGUUCUUACCGCUAAUCUCUGACACCACUCUCACCUUCAUCACACACAUCACCAUCAUAGUAAGUUGGACGUAUCUGUCUCUUUUUUUAUUUGUUUUUUAUCAAAUCAAUUAAUGGUAAAAAGCUAACGCAACAACAACCUUGGAUUGGUCAUUGGAUUGUACAAGAGGCGCGUCAAAAACACCUCACUCCCGCACCCAGAUGGUGGCUAAAAUUCAGGACAGCAUAGUCACUACAUGGACCAAUAGUAUAAAUUGACUUCUACUUUAAGUUUAAUUUUCACUGGAGUAUAAGGAAAUAAUUAUCCUCUCCUCCAGAGAACUCUAGUACACUGAUGCUUCCUCAUAGACGCCUCAGCAGGUGUAACUUCAGUUGAAGUGCAGAUUUCUUUCAUCCACAAGCCCCCUUUAUAGACUUAACUCAUGAAAGGUCCAGUGGAGUUUCAGAGCAGAGCAGAGAGACACAGACUCAGAGUGAUGUGAUGUAAGGGGAUUCAAAUGAGAGCUGCAAUAAUCCAGAUUUCUGUCAUCAUGGGAUCAGUGCUGCUGUUGGCUCGGUUUGGUCAGCCAGCUCCGCUAAGCCGCAUCAGACCCUUCUCUCUCCCUGCUGUCUCUUAUGAUCCCUGGCUGCAUCCUGGGGGAAAGAGAAAUUAGUACUCAGACCUUCGCAGUGAAAUGACUCAGGCCAUGUAUCUACAAGCUGUCAUCAUUGUCAUUGAUUUGUUUCUCCUUAGAUCUGACCUUCUGAUACAAGAGAUAAAGACAUGACAGCUCCCUCAAUGAGUCAUUUGUACUGUACUGAUGGAACAUAAACAUCCUCAGAGAAAAUAUGAUCCUGCGUUUACACUUUAAGCCACAAUUGCCCCUUUUCUAAAGGGAAUCAUUCUGGAUAAAAUUAUAUACUCACUUAUAACAUUUGGAGGAAUUUCUAUGCAUCUGUUAAUUUUUGUGCACUGAGCUUGGUGUAAACAACUUAAAAACUUAAGAGUGUGUGAAAGGGAAGUUUCUACAACAUAUCAUUAGAUUCCCAUUUAUGAUGGAGCGAAACGCACACUCACAUUUAUGCAUACACACACACAGACAAGGAGGAUUUAAAGUAUAGAUUCAGGCCUUUAAAGAAGAGAUCCAGUGCAUGCAAACAUGCAAUAAAACUUAAGUGAUCCACUUCAGCGCUGUUAUGUUCACGAACCUAAUAUUAUUAUGUACAAAUGAGGGAUGCAAUUGACCUGAAAUAUUGUUUUAUCCAACAGUGUGACUUGUUGAAAUCCUGGUUUCCACUGACUAUAAUUCCUCAUAAUGUUUCGAUGUGAUAUAUCUCAUCAAUUUUGGAAGCCAGGUAGCAUGAAACCAUUAACGCCUUAUUGCUGCAAGGCAAGAAGCCAUCAUCAAAAUCUGCAGGUGUCCACAAGUGUGUUAGUGAUUUUCAUGUAUUGGCUUCAGAGCCAUUGGACCAAACUAUAGUUUUCCACAUACACCCAAAAUUCAUGAAUUUGACUUUUUGACUGCAACUCUGUUAGGAUUUUUGAUUAUGAUUUACACAAAGAUAGAAAAAUAAUCAACCUCUUCUCAAGAUAGCGGCCACAGUCCUACAGAUAUUCCAAGACUUAGACAGACAUUAUUCACAAUUUUCACUAGAGCAAUAAUCAGCAGGCAGAGAAAUAAACUGGCUGUUUUAUAAACGAUUGGAAUAAUUUGUGGCCUGAUUUGCAAGUCCUCAUUAGCUUACAUAUUCAAACAUUAAAAACCAUCUUCAUUUUUAGCCUGGAUGGUCUUCUAAUGAUUGCAAUUUAUCUGUGAUAAAGUUAAAACCAAAAGAAGUCAUGAUUUCACCCUCAUUUAGCUCUUUAGUAGCAGAUAAAACAAUAGGCAGCUGCUGUGUUUUUUUUCCUUUUCCCUUUUCUUGUUUUAAAUGGUUUCUCAAAAAAAGAUCAGCCUUUAAUUAUUCUUAAAUGUCAUCUGAAUGUUUUAUGACUUUAGCCUUUCAAAGGCAGUGGUCAGCCUUGAUAGUUAAUGGUCUGUAAAUGGCAUGAAAUCCUUACUCCCUACAGGGGCUUAUAAGAUCUUGUGUUGUGAUUAAGUUUGAUAUAGUAAGGUCACGUUCACACCAGCCUUGUUUAGUCCAGUUGAACUGAACCCUGGAGCUCGUUUCGGUUGGUGUGAACGCUGGCCUCGUCAACCGCUCUCGGGUCCGCCUGGUAGGAGUGGUCUUGGACCGCUAUCAAGUAAACUCUAGAGUGAUUUACUUCUGGUGUGAACCCUAUCCACACCAAUCACAGGAAGCCUGGAAAAAAACAUCGAGGUAGGCUCUCAUUAUUGCCUGUUGUCCUCUGUGAUAUGGCCAUCUGAUUGCAGAGCGUCUCCUGCGAAGUGCGUGUGUUAAUACAUUAUUUAAUUGCUGCAGUCUUCCCAGCUAUUCAUGUGUGUGAUCCGUUAAAGUCUGCUGAUAUGCAGUCCAGAUCAGCACCAACAUUAAAAUGUGCAGACGAUGCUCCAUGAUGUACAGUAAAAAUUGCGUCUACUUGCCUAAACUGUAAAAGCAAUCACCGAACGGCUUUUGCUGCCACUUGAUAAUUUUCGGACCGUUUGAAUUUGGCCUUUGUGAACACGAAUUGGACCAGUUGAGAAAUUGCAACAAUCUAUCAUCAAAGUAUCAUCCUGGCUUUGGUUCGUAUCAGAAUGCGGACCUUUGGUGUGAACACGACCUUAGAUUCACUUAAGAUUUACUGUAGACUGUAUAUAGAAUGGACGCCAUCUGCCUCCUCGCUGGAUGAAGCCACCCAGAGAACAGCACCCUCUGGUGACGGGCUGCAGUAUAGCUCAUAAAUCCCAAAGGGGUUGAUGUUUUUUAUGAUUGACUCUUGAUACAGGCUAUGGGCGUACAAAGAUUGCGUAACUCACCUAAGGGAUACGCUAUUUGAGCCGAGCGUCAUCACAGCCAAUCUCCCACUGAAUGCGCACAAUGCUACUGCGCAAGUGGUGGAGUGCAUACAACGCUACUGUGCAAUGUUGGUUUCAGGAAAUUUUUCGGCUUCAAAUCCAAAUACUGGUGGAAGGCAGAGCCAAGUUGUCCACAGUAUAUACAGUCUAUGGGAUUUACAGGGGAAAAGAGUAAAGAGAGAGAAAUUGAUGAACCUCAAUAGAGACCAUAGUGAUCCAGUCCCCUCUUUGAUGCCAGUCGGCUCUGCCUUGACAUUCACUAUUCAAACCACAGCAUGAAGAGCAGAUGCAGUGUGAUGACGCCAAAUCCAAACUGAUACAUUUUCUCCCACCUUGUCUAGGUAUAGCACUGAACAGGAGCCAACCUCAUUACCAAACCCAGGCAUUGACUGUGUUCCUGCUUGGCACAGUUUCUACUGAGCCCUCUCCGCCAGAUUUCCCCAAAGAAAUCUAGGUUUAGCAAUUCACAAUCUUAAAAUAGCUUUGAAUCAUACAUUAUUACCUAGCAGGCUUGCCUUCUCUCUGUCAAACUGCAUUUGCUCCUGUGAUAUUGUCUUCUUGUUUUCUUCAUCCCUCCUCUUCUGAAAAGAUCCCCUAGCUCAUUAGCAUAGCUGUAUAGUUUGUAUAAAGAGACUCACAGAUGGUUUUUCUUUCACUCAAACGUAAAUGCACUUAAAAAGACAAAAACACGGAUGAUUAUACUGAACACAUGUUGUCAUGUUUGGAUUUACAACAUACAGAGCUGCCUUUGCAACAUGAGGAUAUGUUCUGUUUGCGUGGGGAGAGUGGCAGUGGGCAGAUUUCAAUCUUUCAGCUUAACUCAGUGUGUUUCCCUCGGGUUCAGUAAACCAUCAAAGAUGUGUGACACCACCUGAACCUGCCACUGCUUCAGUGGGAUUGAUGUGACAAUUUCACACAUGUACACACACACAUGCACAUGCACUUUGGCAGAGAAAUGCAACAAAAUAGAUCCACUGUGUCAACAGUUAGCCCUACUGAAGCACAAGUCCACACACACACACAUACAUUCAUGCACAUACAGUUGACAGUGCAACAUGGGCUGCACUGAUAAUCAAACCUGAGCCUCUUUGUGUCCAAUCUGUCUUUUGUUCUCAUCUGAAGUGGUGCAGCUCCUCUGUGAGGCCGAGCAGGCGCUGUUUGCGUGAUUAAUCCUCAGCCUGUCAGCUGGCCAGCAGUGAUACAGAAACCGAACAGAAAAAAUCUCACACAAAGCUUCGCAGUGCGUGCUCUCGUGGUCCAUUUCAGGACGCUUAGACGUGUGCAAGCUGGUCUUGCAAAUCGCAUCACUGCAAAGCAAAGCAAAGAAGACUCGGAUAUUCAACCGUACUGUAUUUCUCAAGGGCAAAAAGAACAUUAGAUCCAUGAACAUGAAAAAGCACGUUUUGUUUUCAAUUUAUGGUUAAUAACAGUCAACACUAUGGUCUGCUGUUUUCCAGGCAUUUUAGUCACAAAUGCAUUUAGUCUAGAUGUGUAUAUAUAGAUGUGGAAAAUGCAGGCUGAGGCUGAUGGAGUGUGCACGACUGUGCGUGUGUUUGUGAUGUGAAACCUGAUGAAUAUUUUCCUCCUGUUUUCCCUGAGGCCUUGCGUGAUUGACCGAACCCAGAAGUUAUUUCGUGUGCCUGCCACCAAACUGCAUUAACGGACCGGGCCUGAUACCACUCUGCCUGUCUGUCUCUCAACAAGAUAAGGGGAUAUUUCUCCACCCAAUAUUGCGUUGCGUUAUUCUGUGCUGUCAACUGAAUACAAUGACCAUCACUGAAUUCAAUGAAUAUUAUUAACAUCGUCUGAGGGUUCUGUCAAUGUGGAAGACAGCUCUGUGGGAGUGGAGGUACACGAUGUUUUUGCCAUGAUCUAAUGUCAGCUCUGACUCAUAUAGCUUUGUAUUGUCCGGUCUAAAUGCAAUUAUAGGCAGCUGUCAAACGUCCAUUACAGCCCGUCAUUGUCGGCAAAAUCACCUGGCUGAGUGGGCUCAAGCAGCUGCUGUUGUUUUGAUGUGAGAGGACCUGAAAGAGGCCAAGAGAGGAGAGGUCUCUGAGAAAUAGCUGCCGUUGAUUAAAAGUUGAAGAAGAAUGGGGAUUAGAGUGAGCUGUCUCUGCAGAGAGGUCAGAGAGGAGCAGGAUUGUAGAGGACCUCUAACUGAGGAGUCAGGUGGACCAUUGUGCCAACCUUUGGGCAGUUCUCACCUCCAUUUCUCCAGAGUUAAGUGACUAUUUAGGAGGGAGCAGAGAACUAUGGGGUUGUUAUUGACCAUUAUGCUCUGUUGCUGUUUUCUGCUAGACAGUCUGGCUGCAGACCUCCACUGUCAGGACCCACCUUUAUUUGUAGCCUUUCAAAAUAAAAGCGAAUAUACCGGGAGUAUGUUUUUUUUACAUCAGAUGUUGAUUUAAAGCCUUUCAAAUUAAAAGCGAUUAGACCGGGAUGUGCGUAUUUUUUGUCUCGUGUGCGUACAUUUUUCUUUUCUUGGGGCUUUAUUUUAUGUUUAUAAUGUUAAUAUGAUUUUUUUGUGUGUGUGUUCAUGUGUUCGACAAAGAGAAAAUACAAAACGUGAUGACCACAUCAAACAAACUGGAGCGCGUGAGAAAAAACGUCAUCUUGGGUCCUCACAGUGGAGGUCUGCAGCCCGACCCCUCUCGUUUUCUGAAGUGUAUGGAGUGUGAAAUUACUACAGUUCACCUUGUAACAUGUUGAUGUGUCUUAAAUCAGUCCAGGGCGAGUUGGACAUUUUUCCUCAAGAUAAAAUGGCAGGAUAGAAAUGAUGACAGAUGAUGACUGCAACAAAUAAUUGGAAACAAGAAAAUGCUAAAUCUGUUUUUCUUUCAGAACAUAAACCAUAGGAUUAAAACCCUUUAAAUUAGAGAUCAAAAUUGAAAAGAAUUUGGUAGUAUUAAUUGUUUUUCGUCAUGUUUCAACAGGGCUGAACAAAACACUUCAAUUAGCAGUAUCUCCAUGGACUUUAUUACCUCCCUGCCUUUCAUGAGCUGUAAAAUUAAUACCCGUUUAUGUUUUGCUCAGGUUUUUCAGAGAGAGGGAUGUAGGAGGAUUUCUCAUUAAAAACAAAGAAAAAGCUUUUCCUGAUGCUAAUGUGUUUGCAGCCGUGGUGCGGUCAUUAGUUUUCGUGUCAAUACUGCCUUUACUGUUUUACUUCUGACUACUAAAAAAAUGGUUUAAUAAUGAAUAAAAAUAGAGUGACAUAAAAAGCUUUAAUUUACUAUACAUCUAACUCUCUCACUUGUGGCCUGUUAUUAUUAUGAGUAGCCAAACUCGGCUGACAGCUUCAAUUAUACCUUGUGAAACAGCCCCAGUAUCCCUCUUCCUCUGGGGCCAUUUAGUUGUGUUUAGCAAGCCAGGCUUGUCGCCAGGCAAACUUUAGAGAUUAUUUCAUGUUCCCUCCUAAAAUGUGGGCCAACCAAGCCCUAAGCACCACCUGUCUCACAUCAGAGCAUAUAAAGUGAAGAAUGAGUUCAGUCAGCUGAUUAAACUGGCCCCGGUGAAAUAUUUGUGACCACAUGCAGUCAUUGUAAAAUAGUCUUUUUUAGGUCAAGCAGAUCAAACGAGUCCUCACAAUUUUUUUUUUUAAUGUAAUCCUUCUAAAUAUGUCAAAUGUAUACAGUUUUCCAAAGUAAAAUACACAACAGUGAGGCCUAACAACUUUGGCCUCCUUACAUGAUAAAUGGUGGUUAUUGAUGUUUAAAAUUCAUACUCCACUUGUCGAAACUCUACGUGGUCCUUGGUUGAAAAUGGCAUUUAAUUCACAACCCUGUGAAGUUUAAGGUCGGAUCAGUAAUGUUCUCUGAGUAUAUUCUCCUCCUGGUACUAAUAUUUUGUGACAUUAAUCUGCUCAACUGGCUCCCCUACAGUUUUCCUCCGCACACAAACACAGACACACAAAAUCACAGCCUGCACCCCCACAAAAUGACUACUUUUUCUUUGCCUCUGUGUGUCAGUUUAUUCCAUUAAGUCGUCCAUAUAACACAACUGGCAUCAUGAGAAGUCUCCUUCAUGAUUCCUCUCUGUAGCAGGUGAUCUGCAUGGUAAUGAGGCUUGUUAGUAAUGACGAAGUAUCUUGGUGAUCAAAACUUAGUGCAGAAAAACAUCUGCAACAAAGUAAAAAGAGAGAUAGAUGAUGUGUGUAAGUAAAGCAGAGGAACGAGGUGAGCACAGAGAGUGAAGCUGUAGCAGUAAUGAGUUUUUACAAGCUAAUGUUUGCAUGUUAACACAGUAAGUGGCCUAGUUUCAUAAAAAGUUCAUAUAAUAAAUGUAACACUAUAUUAAAAAGUGUUCCUGUUUUAAUAAUGAAGGCCAUGAGACUGAAUAAAAGGUUAUAGCUGUAAUUAUGCUGAGACAAAAUGUUGUAUUUAUAAGUUGGUACAAUUUACUUUUUACCACCACACUGUGAGAUACUCCAAUACUCCAAAACUCGUAAAAGUCUUGUUCUGAAUUGUAUUACCAUCAAAAUGUAGUCAAAGGUUAUAAUCGACAAAAAGAUUUGAUGCUGUAUUCAAACAAAUGUUUGGGGCAAAUGUGGAGUAAAAUUGUCUGUACAUUAUUUUUUUUGUCUCAGACCACUCUUGGCAAUUGGUGAGACGCAGGAUAUAUAUGUUUGUAGAAUAAACUGUAGACAGUAAUAAGAAAAUGUUUCUUUAAUUAAAAAUAAUAAUAAUGUGCAGUCUAGUCAAAUUUUGAUGGUGUGCUGUUGAGAAAUAACGGACUGUUGCUAUGGAUACCACUCUAAUAUACCACUCACUAAUCAUCAUGUAAGUGUACUGGAAGAAGUCUUGUUAAUUUGAUGAUGACAGUUCAGAUAAACUCAAUUUUCACCAAUGAGAAUCAAGUGUUGAGCAGUGCAGAGGAUUUACACAACUGUUGCUGAACCAAAGUGGUGAGCCGCAUAACAUCAAACCCCCUACAGCCAAUUGACCAGAGAGAGGCUAGAGCCUAAAAUAAACAAAAACAGUGUAAGAAAAAAGGUAGUAUUUUUUUUUGCAAAUUGCUUCCAGAUUAUCCAGGAGAGAGAUUUGAUAGUGUUAGCGUUGUUUGCUGUGAAGUUCUCUCAAUUCUGUCGAGGCUCUCCUUCCCCUUAAUGGUCGUUCUGUAAACUGUUAUCCACCACUGUGAAUUUUUUUAUGGAGGUCUUUUACUUGAAGUGAGAAAAUAUGGUGUAAAAUGUCCAUGUAGUGCGCUCAUUCGGCCUCCAUUUUUUCUCAAAGAGCAAAUUCACUCGGCACAGCUGACACCAAAGGAGACGCUCUUUCUGAAGUUUACAAAACCGCUCAAAAAAGGCCACAUUAGCACAGUGGCAUUGCUUGAAUAGUGUGGGCAAGCGUGUGUGUUUGGUGUCUAGAAAGGGUUAUUUGAUGGUUGGCUGAGACAGUCCUCCUCUGAGAGAAUGCUCUGGAAAACAAAGAGUUGCUAUGGAAACAGUCAAGGGUGAAGGAGGAGGGUGUGUCUGUGGUGUGCUUAGAAGUGGCAAAAUGGACAUUGGCAGGCAGUAUGGCGGGGGAGCGAGCGAUGCAUUCUGUGGUCCUCUGCCAUCCCUGCUGCUCAAUGAGUCCCUGCUUUCCUGCACCCCUGCGCCGCUCUCUUGUUGUCGCCAUCCUGGAGCGAGUGGGAGGCUGCUGGGAGAACAAACGCUGAAUCUCAAUGAAACAGCUGAGAGGAAAAACUCAUUUAUGUGCCCCGUCUUUCUCUGAUAGUGCCUUUAUUCUUUAUUUACAAGCAGCAUAACUCAGAGAGGUCAGGUUAUUACGCACUACAUCAACAUGCAUUUAAUGGUGUGGAAGUGACGUGAGGGCGCUUUAACGUUAUACUGUGAAAUGUUUACAAGUUCACGUGAUCAGAGCUGAACCUUAUAAAGAUGAUGAAUGACGGCUGUGUGACAAACAGCUACGAUUGUUCCAUGCAUCACUAAAGCUUUACAAAGAGUAUCUCAGAAAUGCAGAUGUGUGUCCGCUUAUAUAAAGAAAAUAAAUUGAGAAAUAAAACUAAAUUCAUUGCUUUGUUAUUUAAUCUUAUCUGAUCCUGAUUGGGGAACCUCUGCCAACCGUUUUUAUAACACUUAGAUUUAUUCAGUAUUUUUCACAUAAUUAGUGGUCAUGAGAGUAAUUAUAGUUCAGCCAGUCAUCCAGCUACAAUAAAUAUGCAAGUGUGUGAAGUAUUUUGAUAAUAUUACGAUAAUAUUUGAGGGUAAAUCAGAUAUGUGACAUGUUGUUUUUUUUCUGAUAUUAAGAGUUUAGUUGAAAUCAGCAAAGAAAAAUGAGCAGGUGAGGAGGUGAUUUUAGUGUGUCUGAUAGUUAACGUCUUUUAAGGCUGUCUGUCCUUGGGCUUUUCUUUGUGUGUUUUUUUAAUUUAACAUUUUCUUAUUACUAUGCGACGUUUUUGCUUGCUGAUAAAAAAUCAUUUUGGCUAGAGCCCAUCAUAGCACUUUGUAGAAAUUGUGAUACAGACUGAGCUUAUGUUCACCAUUUAUCAUGCUAAUAUAUCAUCCACCAUAUAUGUAUAACAGCUUUUGAACAUAAUACGAGUAUAUUCUUGAUGCCACCAGUGUGGUUUCAUCGAGUUUUUAUGAGUUUAUCUUCCCUUAAAGGCCCUGUAGAUUCUUAUAGGAAAGUGGUGUCUGAAAAAGUACAAUGAGUAUAUUUGUGUACAAAUGCUGUACAGGUUUUUUUUUUUUUUCAUGUUAUUUUUUAAGUAUAAAACGGUACAUUCUGACAAUGCUGCUCUGCUUUUUUGCUCCAUAAAGAGAGAGAGAGAGAGAGAAAGCACCAAGCACAUGAUGCACUUCAAUUGAAACAGCAAUUUCCUCUGUGCUGAGGAUCAGCAGGAAGCCAGGUCUCCAUCUUUAAAAGAAAUGAAAUGGAGAAGAUUUUCUCUCCCAUUAUCACACUCACUCGCUCUGUAAACUGACGCUGAACUCCUCCACAGAGCAUUUCUAUUCGAAGGCUUUCAGCUUUAUAUUCAGCAGACCAUCCUUAUAUUUGCUUUUUUAUUUGUUGUGAAAAAUGAGCCUUAGAGCAUAGGCAAGGCUUUACCCCAACCACAAAUAAAGAUAUAUUAAAAAAAGGUGUGCAUACAGACCCUCUUAAAGGUUUAUGACAAAGCUUCUCAUAACAUUUUUCCACAGAUGUCAGAGGAGUAUUGCAUUGACAAUCUGUCUAGACUAUUUGUUUCCAGAAAAAGCCCUCUGUUGUAGUGGAUUGACAGGAUGAGCAGGACCCGACAGUAGGCAGAGGGACCUUGUCUCACCUUUAAGGGGUUCCUCUGCAAAAUCAGUCAGCUCACCAAACAUUGUUUUGCUCAUUUGCUUGGAAAAUUAAAUCUUUGCUUAAUUCGUUUUAUCAAUUUAAAAACUAAUUUUCUUCCUCUGUUGAAAUUGGUCCUUUGCCUUCUCUGUUUGAGCUUCUUCCAUGACAACAGUAAACUGUCGCCAUCUUGAAAUGACGUGAUGUAGCCGUUAGCGCUCGCAUUAAACUAAACAAUUAAACAAUUAACAAUUAAACUCCAUAAAACUUUACCCAUCAUACCCUAUAUAGUGUUCUAUGAAAGGUCUCCUGUAUGCAUUGUCUUAAUUUUUCACACUCUCUGCCCUCACUGUCUUUCACCUCUCUGGCCUCACCGUUGUCUUCAUCCGCUUUUCUUUUCCCCAACAACAGACGCAUGAUUUGAUUUAGUCUUUUAUUAGAGCCGUAUCCAUUCUGAUGGCGUGCUGUUGAGAAAUAACCGACUGUUGCCAUGGAUACCUAUCUAAUCACUCACUUAUCAUCGUGUUAGUGCGCUGGAAGAAGUCUGGUAAAUUUGAUGCUGAGCAGUUGAGAUAAACUGGAUUUUCACCAAUGAGAAUCAAGUGUUGAGCACAGCUUGGUAUGAUCAAAGUGAGUCAUUGAGAGGAAAACCUUGAUUAAUAAAUGAUUCAUUCGUAACUGGAUCACAGUUGAUUGCAGCCGAGCUGUAUGAGUACAUGAUGCAAUGCAAUGACAAUGUCAGUGACAAUGGCAAUAUAAGUUAACAUAAAUAGUUAAUAAAGAAUCACCUACAGAUCCUAAGAUAAAUCCUUACCUUUUCUCAAAUCCAGUAGCUGAACUUGGGUGAAAUGAACUUUGUAACUACUAAACAAAUGUCUGCAGGAUAGUCAAGGCAGGCAACUUGAGCUGCUUGACACACAUUAUUCUCCAUUUUCACCUGACAACCCCGAUGUCAGUGUUUCUAUCUAAGCUGCUAAGAUUUCAGGUUUCUUCUUCUUCUUUUCUGUCAUUGCUGCUGUUGCCCUGCACCAGUACUGAGCUCACGUUAGCAGGCUCACCUCUCUCCUAACAUCCACCUGCAGGCUACAACUAGAACAGUUAGUAUUUGCCCCAUCACUCUUCAAAUUUCAACAAGUGAAAUAAAACUGCCCGGGGUGGUUGAGUGAUACUGUGCUCAGUGCCACAAGAGGUGCAACAGAUGUAAACAAAUACACAGGGAGAAACGUUUUUUCAGUGUGGAUGAGUGGGCUGCAAGAGAGUAUUUGCAAAACAUCGGCAGAGUUCCUGAAAAAAAACAAGAUCCAUGUAUUUUAAGACAUUUUUUCCCUGUGCACUAUGUACACAAUAACUCCCAUAAUCCCAUGCUGCUUCACAUCAACAUCAAACUACUUCUUUUGUUAUUGUUUCAAACCCACAGCAUCAAAACUGACAGAAAAUUACCUUAUUUCUCACUAAUUUGUUUAAAUGCUGUGUGAAUAGUCACAUAGAAAACAAAGCCAACUCUGUGAAGUCAACAUUUGACCUCAAUGAAAGCUGAUUUGAAAAGCUGAUUAAAAAAAAACGGCUUCUUUAUGCUGGGAAACAUUGAAAAGCCAUGUUAUCACCUCACACUUAAAUUCCUUAGUGAUUUGGAUAAUUACUUUCCCACACCCUGAGAGGGAUUGUUCAUGCUAAUGGCACCAAUAGAUAUUCUUAUUUUUGUCUUAUUCCUUUUUAAGAAGACUUGAAAAGCCAUGUUCCAGUUUGGUAGAUAAUCUCCCCUCUUCAUUGUUCUUCUUUAACACUCUGUGGGCUAAAAGACUCUCUUCUCUUCUGUCUUGCCUUUUUGCCGUUGAAGCCUGACUGUCUAAUUCAGUGGUGUGAACAGAGGUCAUAUUUUAGAAUUCAGUGCAGGGAGGCAUUAGUAUUCCCGAGGCCCACGCUCUGACCAAGCCAUCUGCUGCUUUCACACUGCCUCUCUCGCCCUCUGUCCUCUCCUCAGUCCUGCUUUUAAGCUCAAACACACACUCACUUUUUAAGACAUGUAUCUCCCACACAGAGGGAGUGUCUAAGGUUAAUUUAAAGCUUCAUUUUACUGCAGAUGAAGCAUUUUGUGGCAGACAUGAAUGGGUCUGUCAGGGGAGACAGCCCUGCACAAGUGGUCCCCAGCUGCAGUUUAAAACAGACAGCAGGGAAGCAGGCUGGUGUGUUGCUAAUAGUAAUACCAGUGUGGGUGUGUGCAUGUGUGUGCGUGUGUCGGGCCAUUUUUAGUGAUGAAGAUAACAGCUUGCCUACAUUUCAGGGCGUGUAUGUAUGUGGGAGACAGAUAGUGUUUGUGUGUGUCUGUGCAGGUGGGAUCAAUCAUUGAUCAGUUUCUUUUUGGUCCUUCUAUCUCUGUUCAGGUUCCCAUGUGGCUGGACUGAGCACACCCCUGCAUGUAUUAUGCAUAACACAGUAAAACAGCAUGUUCAGGACAGACUGACUAAGAGACAUAUUCAAAAUACCCCUGAGAUCUUGUAGCAGGAGUUCACAUCUAUAAAAACAUACCCUCUUAAAUAAGGACUUACUUUGAUUCAUUAGGGCUGUGCAAGAAGGAGUGUACGAGAGUUUGUUAAACCCUCCAUGAACCCACAAUGUCUUUGGUGUUACACAGGAGGAAAUCCAUUUUAUUUGUAGCACAGAGUAAAAAGGGUAGAAAGUAUAUGAAAGCAACCUUUAUAGAAAAGUCAUUAGUUUGAGAUAAAGAUUUGUGAGCUACAAAAGGCUUAAAAUGAACUUUGAAAAACUCUGAAACAAACUGAUAAGGCUCUUUGUCAAAGUGAAAUUCAUCUAACGUUUGAUUAAAUUUUCCUGUUUUGAUCUGCAUUUAUCAAAACCCAUCUUUGAAGGCAACUAGAAAUGGAUAAUCGUGACACUACGCUCGAAUGUAAAGAAAAUAACAAGGCUGCUUACUGAAUAAAAAGUCACAAUAACACUGCAGAGGCACAGAAAAUCGGCUAAUCAUGUUCUUGCCACAAUGAAUUCAACCAAUCUGGAAUAUGUCUGAAGGAAUGAUUGCAAAUUGCAGUGCUAAGUCCUUUAUUUUUUUUCUUUUAUUGUGGUUUAUUGUUGGUUAGAGAAAAAUCAGAAUUACUAAAUUGAAUAAGGAGACACUGCACUGCAAAUCAGGAGGAGGAGAGACAAGCCGCUCUGACAGCCUGCUGCAUCAAUUCAGCAAAGAUGACUGAGUUUAAGUUGUUCAGCGACUGUGAAUCUACAGAAUUGAUGUAUACAAGCAACGUCAGAAUCAAAGAACUGAAAAUUAAAACGCUGUUUUCUAGAUAUUUAUAGACUCAGAUGAAAAAUAGGAACCCACGUUUGUUGAAAUAAAAACUUGAAAAUGCAUGUAGAUACAACCUGUGAGUACAAACAUAACUAGGCUUCAUGUCAAACUUCAUUUUACAUCUCUCCUAAUAGUGCCAAACAGGUUGGACAGAUCCCCUGUGUGUCUUGAUGAUGGCAUUAAUAUUUGUGUACAAAUGCAUGCAAAUUCAACAAACAAAGCCAAAUCUGAAAUUCGUGCCAAGCCAAACAGAUUUGGGAAAAGCCACCUGGUCAGGGACUUAAAGGAUUUCCAAAUGUACACGAUGGUUUGAAUAGCAGUGGUGGAAGAAAACUGCGUGAUAGUGUAAAACAAAAAUACAGCAACAGUCAAGCAACACCGUAUAAGAAAGGGGGGGAUUGUAAAGCAAGGCAGGGUAACAAAGAGGAGGUCAAAGAGUAUCAGUCCCUGGGGGAUGCAGUUACCCAUAGUUACCAAUCCUUACUCAUAGCUCGGGGGGAACCAGAUGAGGCAGGGCUGGGUCUCUACAGGAGGAUGCUGGGAUAUAAAGUGGAGGAAGAAGGAGGGAGGAGUCAGGGAGAUGCGUGCUGUGUAGCAGCUGGUGGGGGAAGGGAGGAGCAUAGAGAGAUGAGAAGGAGGGAGGGAGGAUGGGGCCGUUGUUUCAGCAGAAACCAGUGUUAUUGUAUUCUCCAUCCUAGGCUGGGACCUCAGGUAAGAGAAAGAGUCAGUAUUCCAUCAGUAUUGGGGGUCAAAACUUGGUUGUUAGACAAUGUUAUGAGCAGUCAAAUAUGAUCAAAAUGGCAAAAUGAUGAAUUGUUACCAUAUUUAAUCAGGUGCAGACUCAGAGCAUGCAUGGCCAUGAGUCUUUGUAUGCAAAAGAAUAACACAGUGAUUGUAACCUCUAUGAAAUGCUUAGAUUCAUAACAUUAUUAUUUUUUUAAAUAUGGCAGCCAGUCAUCACAGUUUAUAGAGCUUUGUGUGAUAUUGUCGUCUUGACUUGGCUACCUGUAGAAUCACCAGCUGUGUCCAUGUGCUGCUGUGCGUGUGUGCUCCCUUUUGUGCUUGUGCCAUUGUGUUUUAGAGGUGUCUGUGCCCAGUUGUACGGGGCUAAUUAACAUGUGCAAUCACUGCUGACGGAAAAUCUAAUUAUACACAAGGAAACUGGAGGAAAGCAGCAACAACAUACCCCUCUGAGGGCAGUUGCUCAUGGCAACUGGAUGGCACAACAGAGUUUGAAGGCAACAAAAUAGCUGAUGGGGCAGAGAGAAGUCAUGCUUUUGAAGAGUGAAUGUACUCUUGUGGUUUUAAUCCUGGCAGCGGUUGUUUUGUUUGUGUUGAUUCUGACUGGUGUGCAACAUAAGCUGCGUUUACACGGGCACAAAUAAUCAGAAUAAAUGCCCGAUCGGAAUAAAAAAGCAAUCUGUAAACGUGUUGAUCGGAACAUUCUGAUCCAAGUCGGCUUAAUCGGACAGAAAUUGGAUUCCAAUCAAGAGGGGAGGUUAAUACCGAUCGUUAUUCCGAAACGCAUCCACUUAUUUCAAUCGAGACUCUCUUACCUGACUUGAUCUUCACUCUUUAGCCUUUAGCUAAUUCGUUGAAGUCAGUCCAGGAGGUUUCAUUAUUAACACUCUGUCAUAAAACACAACCGCAGAUGUCGUGUCUGCUCCUGUGGAAACACAACAAGAAGCACAUACAGUUGUAAUAAUGUCACAUCUGCACACACAGCGCAACUUUUGACCGAACAGUAAAAUAAGUACGCAAGGGCGCCGCUACAUUUAACAGGGGAAAAACUCCUGAAUUGGAUGGAGUGAGCAACUACGGCGUUUGUUGGUUUGUUGACAGCACAGGCGUAAAUACAACUCUUCUUCUGCGGUUGUUUUAGCGGGAUCAGACAACUCUGCGCAUGUCCAAUACGAACGUCAUGGUCAGUCAGUGGAUUCAGAUUAUCUGAUUAAGAAAAUUUGCACAUGUAAACAUGGUCAUAGUGCGUUCAACAUAGUCAUCACUAUCGGGUUGAAUUUUCACAUGGAAACAAAAGCUGUGAAUCAUGGUUUGUAGUUUUAUGGAGACACUGAGAUUAGUAGUUUAUAAUGUGUUGGCUCUCUCUAAACACUUACCCAAGUGUAGCAAUGUGAGAGACUUUAUUAUCCCCUUGGUUGCCAAAUGUCAGCAAGGCAACCACCUUAAAGAUCAAUACAAAUCUUGACUGAUGUGUGCAAGCCCAGUGGUGUAAGUGUACAUGCAGGACCUGUUUGGAGAUGACCUUCAUUUGGCUAUUGAUUCUUUCUCCGGCAAUGUCCCAUUAAAUUCAUCAUGUGAUGGCAGUGUUCUGCUCUUUGUGUCUAUUGUUCUCAGCAAUGUAUUGAGCCCUCUGUUUGGUACAAAAUAAACACAGAAUCUAAACCAGGCCUCUAUAACAUCAACCGAUAAGGCUAUGUGUUUUAGCUUUAUGUAAAGUGCAGAGAUAAGUGAGAAUGAUCAACAGAGAGGACUGUGUAUGAAUGUUUGCUGUGAGGAUGUGGGUGUUUGAUAAAAAGGAUCCACUGUUUGCAAAUUUGCCAUUUUCAUGAAGGGUGGUAUUAAUCUUCUUUACUUGCUAAUACACAUAAAUCGUUGCACUUGUCCUAACAGCUUAAAAAGCUCGCCACUCUUACCCUUGGUUUUUGUAAUCCAUCCCUGUUAUAAUUUGUGCCUCUCUUUUGAGUGCAGUUGCAUGGGGGAAAUCAAAGUUGUGUUUGAUUUUGCAUUCAUGCAGUUCCCUUUGUGUUCAUGUCUCCGUCUCCUAGGGUCAAACCAAUAACAAUGCAUGGCCUGUAAGCAGCCAAUCAUGGCUCAUAGGAAGAGGCCGGGGACCAGCGGAGGAAACAGCAUGGCUGCUCCUGGCCUCGCCCCUUGUCCCAACCCUCAUCCUACAGAGUCAUGUGAACCCAAAGCCCUCCCCCCUCGACAACGCCCAGUUCGCUACCCCAAAGAGUCACAUGAUCCAAAGCCCCUCCCUCGUUCCUGUAAGCCACAAUAUUCUACCCCAAAGUCUCAAGACAUAAGUCGAAACCAUCCAGAGGCAGACGCAGACGCAGAGGUGGACGUGAAGCGGUACAUUAACCAAGCAGAAGUGGAAGUGGAGGACCAGCGGCCAGCAACACCCUCCACUCCAGAGCAUGAACACAACCAAGAUGAGCAUGACAGAGUGGACUUCCAUGAAGGAGCAGACAGUUUGGAUGAUGACUCCAGCUCUGACUACAUUAAUAACACUUCAGAUGACGAGGAAGACUAUGAUGACGGUGACUAUAAACUUAAUCACAAAUAAUCACUUUUCACAAGGAAACACUUUAUCUUCUAUCCAUUCUAUACUUCUAUCCAUUAUCCACUAACCCCAACCCAUUUUUAUAUUCUAAGCACUGGAUUCAUUUUUUAAGCAGCGAGCAGAGGAAAGCAAUAAAAAAAGAGAACCUGUCAAACAAAGCAGCGUAAUAAAAAGCUUUCUUUUCUCAUUCAGAUGAAAUACCCCUGAAAAUCACUCUAUUUUUCUGUGAGUGGAUAUUCGAGCCGCCAAAUGUACUUUGGCAAAAUAUCCCCACAAAUUCAAACAUCUUUUCCUCUGCAGCAUUAACACAGCUUAUCAGGAAACAAAGCUGUAAUUCAGUGUCAAAGAUGCUGUACACAACACUGAAAUCAUUAAGAUUAAUUGUUUGGGCCAACUUUUGAUUGAACCCUGAAUUAAAAUCUUUGAUUCCUUCCUCUAAUGAAUACCCGAGAAUGUUAAGUAAUUAAAGUCAUGGUUGACGAUCUGAGAAGCAGCCGUUGAGGCAGAUUUGAAAAAAGCGUCCCCACCCCCGAACCUGUAUCACCCUCCCCACAACACACCCCCUCCGGCAGAACAAGAAGCCGGCCGGCAGAAGAUGAUCCUACGCUAGCUUCAAAUAGGAUUCAUCAUGUCAGAUUUCUAGUGACUAGCGGCAGUAAAUGCCAGCUCUGCUAGCCAGCACCAUCUGCAGCUGCUUGGAUAGCUACCAUGUUGACAUUGCAGAGACAAAUAAGAGUUAUUUAUGUAACAUGUGCCACGCUAAAAGUCAAAAAUUACCUGUUCAACAAAAACUGCUGUCUUGGUCACAUUUCCUCUUCAACUCUCCAUUUUCUUCUGUCGGCUAGUGUUUUCUUAGCAAUUUUGGUGGUGGGGCUAGCAGAAGUGUUUUUUUUGCAUCCUUUUCCAUCACAGCUCCUGUAGCUAAGCUGCUACUUUUAGCUACUCAGAAUUCCCAUGAGGGCUGGUAGAGUGGGAGGGGACGAGUCAUUGGAGGUGAUUGGCUGGAGAGGCGGAGCAGGAGAUUUACCAAUAGGAGCUGUCCGGGACGGUCAAUGUUUUUGCAGCCCUGCCCAUGCUAGGUUUUUCUCUUCAAUUUGUGGAGAUCGCACUAUAGGACCAUGAUCACCAUAUAAACGAGGUUCAUAAUAAUUAACAAUCGCUCCAAUCGUCAACCGUGCCUUUAAGAAGCUGUUGUGAUUUAGUUAAAACAAGCCCAAUUUUUGAAAAACAUGUCCCUUUGUGCUCAAUUCCUGCAGGUCUGGCAGAGGAGGAUGAAGGAACGACUUACUACAUCCGCUACUGCCCCGAAGACGACAGCUACAUGGAGGGUAUGGACUGCAGUAGCCAGGGCGACUGUAACCACGGACACAGCCACAGCCAGGGGGAUCGUACCAACACCAUACAGCAGAGCAGAGCUCACACUGAUGAAGGCCAAGAGGCUGAAGAAGGGUGGACCGAGGAGGGCGAGGCUGAGGGGGAGGUGAGGGAAGGAGAAUGGGUGGAAGGUGAGGAAGCAGAGGAGGCAGUGAGGGAAGAGUGGAGAGAAGAAGAGGAGGAGGAGGUAAGAGAGGAGUGGCGGGAUGAAGAGGAAGAGGUGAGGGAGGAGUGGAGAGAGGAGGAAGAGGUGAGGGAGGAGUGGAGAGAGGAGGAGGAGGAGGUGAAGAAGGAGUGGAGAGAGGAGGAGGAGGUAAGGGAGGAGUGGAGAGAGGAGGAGGCGGGGAGGGAGGAGUGGAGAGAGGAGGAGGGAGCGGUAAGGGAGGAGUGGAGAGAGGAGGAGGAGGGAGAGGUGAGGGAGGAGUGGAGAGAGGAGGAGGAGGGAGAGGUGAGGGAGGAGUGGAGAGAAGAGGAAGGAGAAGAGAUGAGAGAGGAGUGGACAGAGGGAGAUGAGGAGGUCAGGGAGGAGUGGAAAGAGGAGGGACAGGCGAGGCAGGAGCAGUGGUCAGGGCGGGAGAGGCACAGGGCGGAGGAGUGGGGUGAGGGAGAGGGGGAGGUUCGCUGUGAGGUGGUGGAACAAGAUCCAGAUGAACAGAUCUACAACGGAAGACCUGAACCCAUUCUGGACCACCCUCACCACCAUCAUCACCACCACCCUCCCCCACUGCAAGAUACCCAAGAGGAGGAUGAGGAGGAGAGCGAGGACUACUGCCCCAAUGAGGAGGAGGAUGAAGAUGGAGACGAGGAGGACAGACAUGGAAGGGCCUACACUGGAGACUACUAUGCCCCAGAGGACAAUGGGAACUCAGUGCGAGUCUCUCCGUACCGAAGCCGAAAGGUUCUUGUGGUCGAGGGGGAGACGGGGGAGGAGGCGGAGGAGGACAUAGACCAAAUAGUUGCAGAGAUCAAGAUGAGUAUGAGCAUGGGGAGUCUCAGCAGCGGCACUGACCAAAGCCCAGAGGAGCUGGCACAGGACCCCGCCCCGAGCGACUACCCUCACCCCAAACCUGACCCGGCCCCCUACCCACCAGCUCACCAUCGCCAUGACAGCAGGCCCAAGUCCCUGAACCUGCCCUCCAUUCACCACAACAACCCAGAGCUCCAGAGGGGCAUCAAGGCACAUGCACGUUCCCCUGAAGACAGGCAGAGAUGGCAACAGGAGCAGGUGGGCAAGAUUAAAGCUUUGAAUACUUAAUAACACCCUAGAGCUAAUUCCCAAAAAUUAAACACAAAAAUCAAGUUAAUCAUGAGUUUUAAAGACACAAGUGGCUUAUUGGACCUUUUCUAUCUCUCUGACUAGACCUUUAACUACUAGUGCUGAAUAGAAAACCCUUUACUGAUACAGUUGUGCAGAAAAAGCUGAUUUAGGAGGACUAAAAUGAUAGUUAUUACUACAUAGUUAAUCAUCUUCAAAACAUUAUACUUAGAAAAUACCCACAAAUACUUCCUUCAGUCUAUAUCAGGAAGAAAAGUAAGGAGAGGAGAUACAUAUACCCUUCAGGAGACAAACAAUGUGUCUCGUUUUGAAUCUGGACUCUCAACUCUUCCUCUCAUGUCUCCAAGUAUAGAGUAUAAAAACUUAGCACAUGAUUAAAAUGAUGGCAAUGAAAAUUUAAAAAUUAUAUUCAGAGGAAUAUUUCUCUCCUUAUCCUCUAAAUUCAAAGUCAUAGACUGUUUUUUGAUCGUGACAGAAUUAACAAUGACUUUGUUUUAUUCAUGUGUGUUGGAAGCACAGCAUCAGUAAGCCCACACACACCAGCUUUGCCAACAAUUAUGAAUCAUGAAUUAUUUUAACCAUUUCUUUUAAAACUGGGAAAUGUCAAAAUGUCUUUUUUUAAAGAGGAAAUUAAGUACUGAUAGGUUGUUAUUUUUGUUUACUUGAAGUCUGGUCAUGUGGAUAAUCCCUCGGUAUCAAUGGUUAUCGUGUCAAUAUGGAAGUAUACAUUUUCUACUGUGGUUAGAGUACAUCCUAGAGAAUUUCUCACCCACUCUUGUCUCUAUCAAAAUGUGUUAAGAGGGACAUAAACAGGCUUUAAUGAAAAUGUUUCAGACUUUUAUUGAAUCUGAUCCACCACUCUCUUGUAUUUUUUUAUGGAUCAUUUCAUUUUAAAAAUAGACAAAUGUUGCAAGCACCACUUUAAAUGAUUUGGGUUUCCUGUUAUUAUUGUUAUAUUGAAACUCGAGACUUAAAAAAAAAAGGUUUAGUCAGUCUGAAAUGAUCCAAACCACCUGCUCUUUAAAGAGUUCAUGUUGUUUUUGGCUGGCAGCAGAUAAACAAACACAUCCCCCCCUGCAUGCAAGACAAACAAGGUGAAAAAAACUCCUGUUCCCCAACUGUCAUUAGUCUUUCAGAUAACUCUUUGUGGUGUUUAUUUAUGAUGUUUAUCUUAUUGCUGUUAGAUGGCGAUUUCCUACAAGCUAGUGUUGUUGUUGUUGUUGUUAGUUCCUAGCCCUGUUAGAGUCAGAACCUAAAACUCCAAGCUCAUGUUGGCUGCCGCUCUUGUGAGAAAGCCGCCACACUGAGAGAAACAUCAAAUAUUGUAGCUCUGGGCUAGAACAACUAGAACAACUGCAGGUGUAGUUCACAGUAAACCAGAAUCUGAUAGAACAUGAUGAUGUUGAAAAUCCACCUUUAAUCCAAUUGAAUAAAAUCAGAGUUUUUCUCAUUUUUAUUGCUUUUAAACAGCACUGCACAAACGGAUGAAAUAGAGGGAACAUACCAUGACCAGCAUCAGUAUAGCAAUGCUAAUGAGAGUCUUUGCAGCACUGUGCAGCACAUUCAGGCUAUUUAAAUACUCUGCAGCAGAGACCCUUGCCACCUUGUUGAUUUACAGUGCUUUGUGGUGAAGAGAAGGAGAUGAGUUACAGAUGACAUACUGCUCCUCACUUCCCAGGGAUGAGCUGCAGCCUUUCCCCUCCCCCGUGUUACCUUGAGCUGCCCCCCCUCCACAUCCUUUUUUCCUCAAUGCGCUCACACACAAUACAGACACAUAGAUAGACCUGAACACACGCAGAGCCCCCCUAUCCUCUAAAAGUCAGAUGGUAAAAGGAGAACCAAGAUAGUCUCCUGUGGGCAGCAUGCUGAUCACACCUGCUCCACAGUCUACACAUGUAUUUCUACAUUCAUCGCGGCGCAGAAGUGGGUCAGUCAGCACAGAUAAAACUGGAAGAAUACACAGUACACUGCAGAUUUGGAUUGCUCGCAGUCUCACUGAGAUAUUUCGUCCUCUGUUAUCGAAUGAAAUGUUCUCUGUACAGCACUUUAACAUGACCUCUGGAUGAACCAGGACAACAAAGUAUUUAAUAAGAGCUCUGCUGCACAGUAUGAAGCCAACAGAUUAUGAUAAGAGAAGAGUUAUAAAACAGAAGGAGGUCAUCCACACACUUGUGUCGGUACGCUGUGUUCGAAAGGGACCGAGUUUACUGCACAAUGUUGUGAUCUUCUUGGUACCACUUUACUUGACACCUAUCUCUAUAAGGCAUUAUAAAUAGAUGUAUAAUACAUUAUAAUGAUGUUAUAGCACUGUAUAACCAUAGUUAUAAACACUAACUAAUGAUUUUAUCACGACUUACAAGGUCAGGUAUUAUAAUGUGUUAUAACUGUUAACAACUCACUGACAAUGCCCACAUAGAUAAUGCAUUAUACAUUUAUUUAUGAUGUGUUUUAAUUUGCUUAUAAACUUGUAUAACUAUCAUUAUAAACACUUAGUUAUCAAAAGGCUUUAUAACGAUAAGCAUAACACAUUGUAAUACCUGACCUUGUAAGUCAUGAUAAAAUGCUUUAUAAUGUGUUAUGAUAUUUGCUGUAGAGCAUUAUGAUUAUAUAUGAGUGUUUAUAACUAUAGUUAUACAGUACUAUAACGUGAUAAUAACCCAAUAUACAUAUAUUUAUAAUGUGUCACAGAGAUAGGCAUCAAGUUAAGUGUUACCAUCUUUUUAAAUGGUGCAACAAUCACUGUGUUUGUGAAAUUAUUUUGGAUGUAUGAUCACUAGAAAAGAUGAUCAUCCAAACUAUUUGGACCAUGUUUCCCACGAUGCAUUGCAUCCUGAUUUUUUGAAGGGAUCAAUAACUUUUAACUUGCAGUUAAACUGACCGGUAGUAACAGGAGUACGAAAAAUUCUGCUCAAUCUGUCCUUUUAUAAGUCUGUUGGAAUUUCUAGGCCUCUCGGUUCUGUAAAUGCUACUUUUGUUAAUUAAUAAAAACUGAUAUCAUGAUUUAUGGAUGAGAAACUUUUACACACAGUCUCCUUAUCUUACAGACGAAGGCAUGUACAAGGUUAUCCUGGAGUCAUUCCGAAUCCUGUUCAUGAAUGAAACUUGUUAAACAUCACGGUUUUGCAUACCGUCUCACUGAACAGCAACAUUAAUCUCAUCUAUUUAAUGGUUGUUUGCAUGACUGAGUCGUGCAGCAUCAUGAAUACUAAUCAAGACUUUAUGUUUAGCUCCCUUUUGCAAAGAGGGGCCACUAGUGUCAUGUUUGUCAGAAUUAAUUUCAUUUCCAGACGCUCAACAACGGUACAGGCUAUUCCUCUGAAUAUCACUUUUUCAUGCAACACCAAGGAGGAGGAGGAGGUUUUUAUUGGCUGAAGGAUUUUAUUUCAUCCAGUUGCACAUUUGAAUCUUAAUGAGCAGUUGUGGACUGCAAGAUGGAUAUCCAAGGGAUAAAUGUAAUCCUCCCUCAUCGUGAUUAUAUACUGGAUGUACACUUUAUAGGUACCUAUAUAAGACAUGAGACAAAAGGAAAGCUGGCUAGAGGGCAAGUGAAAGGCAGAAUUUAACCGUGUGCAGGCUUUAGUGCUCAAAACAUGCCGACACUUGAACAACAGCCUUCAGCGUUUUUUUUUUUUAAAUCCACCUCUAAUCUAUUAACACUCACCUGUUCUUCUGUGUUGACAUGCCAGGUGAGCAAUGGGGCAGAGCAACCCAGAAAACAGCAGCGCUCCGACCUCAACGUCCCCCUGGAGAACAACAAUGUACCAGAGGUAAGAUAUUCUGUCGCAGUGCUUCCUUCAUCACCCUUAAGAUCUGUUGCAAGGUCAUUUCUGUUGUAGAUUCAAGAUCUUUGCUGUUCAUAUUUGUGUGUGUGUGUGUGUGUGUGUGUGUGUGUGUGUGUGUGUGUGUGUGUGUGUGUGUGUGUGUGUGUGUGUGUCUUGAGUAAAUUAGUAAUUGUGUAAUUACAACACCACCUCGUGUCCUCUGCUUACGGCAUCCCGGUAAUUGAGCAGCGUGUGUGCUUGCUGUUUUAUGAGAGCCAUUUUUCACUGAAAUGUCUGCAGUGGAUGCUUCCUGUGAAGGCUCCAGCCCACGCCUCCCUGUCCUUGGGUGGAGUAAACUUUCUGAAUAUGUAACAAGCAGGUUGGUGGAGCCAAUAGAUCCAGUGGGCUGAGUAUUGAAUCUAAUGAAUCACCUCACAAUCCAAAGCUCUCUAGGAGGAUCUAUAGCCUCCUCCUCCUCCUCCUACUUCAUCCACACUCUGCCAUAUCCCACAGCAAUGUGUGAAGCUGAUGAUUAACACUCUGUACUGUCUCUAUGCCUCAGCUGUUCCCUUGAGCAAGGCACAUAUUUCAAGGUUUGCAGCAGUGACAGUAUGUAGGUGUGGCUGCAUGUGAGCAAUGGGCAUUCUAGCAGGCAGCACUGAAGAAAAUUUCAUUGCCGGGAAAAUGUUUAAAACUUCUGGUCGGGUCUGUGCUCUUAAAGGUGGGGUAGGCAGGAUCUGAGGAAGCGCCAGUUUUGGGAGGAAUCUUGAAUGUAAACUCUACCCCUCCCAACCAGUUUUCCCCUCAGCUCCUCCUCUCCCCUCCCUCUCUGCUCCAACAAGCCCCGCCCACAAACAGACGCUCCUGCUCGCUCGUAUUGUUCUAAUUAAAUUCAGAUAUAAUGCAGAUAAAUACUUCAGAUAAUUACAAAUGGGGCCCAGUCAAGGUGAAAGUCAAAAGCAUUGGUGCUACUGUAGAUGCCAACAGACUACCAGUAAACACAAUGUUUGCAGGACUUCUACAACUAGGAUAAAGUGACAUAGUCCAGGACCCGAGGUCAACAGUUUAGCAGCGCUACAACACACAGCAGGUCCGUUUGACAAGAAACACUUCUAUUACAGACACUUGGCUUACUUUGUUAAAGCCGACUCAUGAAGCAUCCCUGAUCGUUUAUGCUUCACUGAUGUUGACCCGGCUUUUUAGCUCUUGUCCGGUCUACCUCCGUUUUAAGCGCCCGUUAUUCCGCCAGAGUCUCCGGUAUUUACUUUGUUUUCUUGCUUGUGUUGGCAGUCGUUGCCAAAGGAGGAUUCUGACAAUUUUCUGUACUUUCUGGUUGGUUUCUACUGUCCGAUAUUGUAGCACGCUAACUUUGUUUUGGCUCAUGAACGUUAUUCGAGGACAUGGAGCGUGCCUCACAACACGAGGGAGCAGGGUCCGCCUCACAACCAAUCAGGUUGGGGGAGGUGGACAGGGGCUUUGUUUACAUUCAGAAAGAGCGGGCCGCUCAAAAAUUUUAAAAUGUUGACUACACAGACAUAACAGAACACAGCGAUAUCGUUAUAUUGCGAAAUGUCAUCAAUAACUAGUAGCUAUUGACAUAUAUUGAAAGCUUUUUUGUAUAAACACCACAAAAAAAGAUGCUUUUUUUAACAGAAUCCUGCCUAACCCACCUUUAAUGUUACCUGCUUAAUUAUGCAGUACUGCCAGAAAUACAGAAAGCAACGUCAUUGACAUAUCACCAGCAGCAAAUGUGAUCUCUCUAACUGCUUUCUAAAUAUUCCAUGUUCAUUUAAAGCUCUGAGUUGCCCGCACUGUUUGCACAGGGUUUGUUGUCUUGGCAGUUUGUGAUAAACCAACCAGCAGCCAAAAAGCAGAAGGGCAUCAUGUUGCACACAGUAGGAGGGUUGACUUGCAUGUUUGAGGAAGGUCAGAGAGGAAUCACAAUCUCUGUUAUGUAAUCCUUGGAAGGGAAACAAUAAAAUGCAACCAGCUCUUUCACUCAAUAGAGCAGAAAUGAUUUAGCAUGAUGAGUUGUUGCUUUGAUUCUUAUCUUAUCCGUGUUAUUUUUCGGAGACUUCACCAGACUUUAAAAUAUGAUGAAACAAAAAUGAAAUAUAUCGGGUUUGCUGACUGACUGCACUGAAUGCGGUGUCUCUCAGUGAAUGCAGCAGAUCUUGGCUGAGCACAACACCUGAUGUAUUUAACAGAAUUGGUCCUUAAGGUGUAGAACGGUUUGUUUGAAGAUGGAUAAACAUGCUUAAUUCACCGUAAAUCUACUUACGAUCGUUAAUCAUUUCCUGUUUUUGUCUUCCAGCCAACGAAGAAGGUUGCAUCGUUCCCCAGCUUUGUUGAUGGUGAGUUAAUCUGUCCGCACACCUGUUUAGAAAUUAAAUGGAAUGAAUGAAACCACUCUAAAUUAUCACUCCACUCUCCGUCUGUCACAUCAAAGGCCCGCUAUAACACGUCCCCUGCCACUGGGCAGAUGAUUGGCCUAAUAAUGUGCAAGAGGUUUAGCUGCCUGUCUGCCCCUUCAGAUCAUGACAGCACAUUGUGUCCCUGAGUGGGUGACUGAGAGUGCACAUCUCCAUAUCACAGAUGCAGAUUAAUCCACCAGCGCUGCAUCUCCAUUAACUCACAGCCAGUGGCCAUCACGCCACUCCAUCCCACCCAGACCGCUACCUCCAUCUACCCGGCUUCAGAACCUGAUUGCUUGGCUGCGGUUCUCCUCGAUAUUAUACCCUCUCCAAGACAGAUCUGACCCUUUCAGUCCGACUGAACUCUGCCUUUCUCUCUGUCUCCCUGUUAAUCACCUUCCUCUCUGCUUCUCUCUCUGGCCCAGUCCCAGGACCCUGCGAGCCAGAAGACCUGAUUGAUGGAAUUAUCUUUGCUGCUAACUACCUGGGCUCCACUCAGCUGCUGUCUGAGAGGAACCCCUCCAAGAACAUACGCAUGAUGCAGGCCCAGGAGGCUGUCAGCAGGGUCAAGGUACUCAAACACACACCCACUCUCACCCAGAAACCCUGAAUCACACAUGAUGAUAAAGUAGCUGUAAUCAGAGGACAUCCAUACCCAUGAUGUGUUUGUCGAAAACAUACAGGAUCUGUAUUGAGCGCGUUCCGUAUAUGAUCCAUAGAGCAGCUCUGGGUGUCGCAUACAGGAUGCGUAUUUGGAGCGUAGCAGCAGCGUAGUGCAGCCCCGGUCAGCUGGGCUCAGUAUAGAGGAAACAACAUGGUCACAACAGGUUGUUUUUGCCUUUCUGUGGUCUAUCUCCUCCUAAUUUAGAUAUAUUUCAGUGACUGUUGAGCCUCUACUGUAUGUGAAAAAGCAAUGUGAUUUUACAGUUUCAGUUUUUGCAGGCUAACUCGUGUUCAAUGAAGUAAACUAGUUCCUUUAUGCUGUGCUGUUACCUUCAGGCAGAGUUAGCAGUUAAAAGUCCUGUUGGGGUCCACAUGGAUCAGGGAUUGACCAUCAGAUUUUUCUGUGUUACUGAUAAAUCCAUAAUCAGGGAGUAUUUCUCAUCUACACAAACUGAUACAGUCAGAGAUCCACAUAUGGUGUUUAAUUUUGAAAUACCAGAUGACAUGCGCAGUUUUUGUGCUUGACAUCCUGUCUAGAAUGAUCUUCUCUGUGUAGACUGACGCGUAUUAGAAGCGUAGAGCGGCAAAAAUAGACGUGGCGCGAAUCUUUAGCAGUGCCGCGCUUGAUACGCUUCCGAUAGAGCUGCGACAGAGCUGAUAGGUGUCCUGUUUGUGAUGCUGCAUUGAUUAGAAUGGCAACCUAUUUGCUGCGUGACACAUGACGCUGACGUUACGUGCUCAGUACAGAUCCUGUAUGUUUUGGCCUUUAAUUUCUGUUAUUCUUCCUCUGGAGGGCUUUAACAGAUUCUUUGUCCUACAACUAACAAAGAACCCUGAAAUUAACUUUGGAAUCCAGGUCUUCAUUUUUACCAAAAAAAAAAUAACAGAGACUAAAUCGGCUUUGCAUCAAUUACAGGCACAUCCUGUCGAAUCUCAGUGAUCUAUCAGACAGUAUCUCAGUUGGGCAUCAAAACGGCAAUGUGAACAUGUGCAAUAAUCAUGUCACAAGACAUGCCGUAUCAAUCGUAUGAGAUGAAACACAUCAGGCUGUCAACACUUGCUUAUUGUCCAUGGUUGAUUUAUGAUAAACAUCUACCUGAAAUCCCUCUAAUGCAGCUCGAAGGCAGUGUGUUUCUGCUCAUCCUGAUGUUUCUGAUAUGAACACAGUUAAACCGUGAAACCACAGAAGGUUUACUUUCAGCAUCUAUACCUGCAGAAAGCUAGCAGAGUUGUGAUUUGACAGUCAUAUGCAGCUGGAGGCCGUGACUUCUGAACUGCAAUAUUUACUAUCUUAGUACUUAUACAUGGGGAGGUGUUUGCAGGGCUAGAUUAAGCUGGCUGGUCAAACGCAGAACUGAUUCAGAAUCUUAUAUCGUGUCCAGUUUAAUUCACCUAAAAGGCAGUACAGGCAUCUCUUGUUUUAAACCUCAGAAAUAGGGAGGAUAUUUGUUGUUACUCACAAUGAAAUAUUCUUUAGUCUCUCAAGUUCGAAAAAACAGGGAAACAGAGAGAUAGCUGUGGUUACAGAUCUUCAAAAGACUGAGAGAGAAAAAUGAGGACUGAAAGACCAAAGAGAACAACAAAACAAACAAAAGUGAAUUUAAAGGGGAAAAAAUCAAAACCAUCAUAAAACACUCAGCAGCUACUUUUGAAGACACAGGCUGUGGCUUUCGUUUUCAUUUCAGUUUAUUCCUCACACAGGCCUCCAACAUCAAAGUCGAGCAGGAUGACUCGGUGUUUGCUGUUUUCUUGUUGAGUUGUUUUUUCGCACAGCGCCCUUUUUUAAGUUUUCAUUUGUCGGAUUUGUAUGAAUUUUAUGACUCCUCAGAUGAGAUGAACAAGCAAAGUAAAUCUUUAGUCCCUGAUUGAUAUUCAUCUAAAUCCUUAAGUCCUGCAAUUAUUAGGUUUCGAUUACGAUUGGUGAUUAUUUAGAGAAGCUUUCCGUUCUUAACAUUGGCCAUCUUGUUUUUGUUUGAGGCCUUGAUGUGUGCAUAUGUUUUCUAUUUUACAGAUUUUAAGCUGUAGCUGAAAUACACUUACCAGACACUCUAUUGGGUAUACCUUUCAAGUAAUGAGUUAGGCCCCCUUUGCCCCCUUUGGACUGCCUUAAUUCUUAAUAGCAUGAAGUUUCUGGAAGCACUCCUCAGAGAUUUAGGUCCGUAUUGAUAUGAUAUUAUGACGCAGCUGCUGCAGAUUUGUUGGCUGCAGACAGUUUGGUCAUUAAUAGUAACCAGGUGUCUGUAGGAUUGGUAUUAAAGGGAUAUUCCUGUGUAAAAUUAAUUUAGGGUCAAACACACCGUAACACCCCCUCGAGAGAUUAAUGUUGCCAAACGUUUGCCUCUCUAGUUAUACCAACUUUAGUAACGACCACACAAUAGCAAUUCACAGCGGUCUGAGGAGCCAUAAACAAUCCUCAACCAAAAAGCCACUCUAUAGCCACAAAUAAUGUUCAGAACAGCACCUAACUUCAUCAACAGUACAUAUAGGGUCCUAGCCAUAGUGCUAGCCACCAAACAUCUUUUUAGUUUUGCCUAAUUUCUUUGCAAAGAGACUAAACACAACUCACCUACUCUCUUCCAGCAGCCGCUAGUUUGUAGCAAGACCUCGGGCCAGUCCAUUACGGACUGCUGCGGGGUGACGCAGCUCAAGGAAGAACAUUUAUGAUCAUUUCUUUAUCAUUUCCUUGAAGUAAUAAUCACCAUAUCAAUCAUUUUGCACUGCAGACGCAGUAGUUCUUCUGCCUUAGCGACUCGGUCUGAUUGCAUUUCCAUGAAGAAAUGAUCAUUUACGCGGGAAUAUCCCUUUAAUGAGCCCAAAGUGUGCCUAAGAAAUAAAAAUGUCCCCCACACCAUAGUAACACCACCACCAUCCUGAACCUUUGAUAUGUGGACCCAUACUUUCAUGCCAAAUUCACUCUGCCAUUACAACAUUUCAAGACUCAUCAGCCCAGUCGAUAUUGAAAUGUAUAUGAAAAUAGCCAGUGUGUGAAUUUACCUUAAAAGCUUUAUAUGACAGAUGAUUAAAUAUAUGAUAAACAUACAUUACAUGAUAAAAAGUCAUACAUUUUCAACAAUUAUGCUUACAAGCUUUGUUUCCAUCCUGUUUCUUUCUCAUAUCCAUCGACUUGAAUACUCGGUUUCAACAGCAAAACACAUUUGUGUAAAAAUAUCUCUCGUCUCAGAAAUAUUAUUACUGUAAUUUGCUUCCCUUGUAAGCGAAUUCUUUCUUCCUGUGCGGACAAAUAGCUUUGUUGUUUCUGUUUGUUGUGUUGCUCAGCAGGCACUACCUGAUUUAUUGGAGGAGCUCAGAGGAUAUAUUUAAAUUGUGGUUCCCCCUGAAACUUUAUUCAGACUCUGAAAGGUGUUGUAAGGUGUUCAUUCACACCCCAGGUGACAGCAUCCUUUUAGAGCUGUUGAUUUGCUGUCCCACUCUGAAACAGCGUAUUACACAAUGGCAGUUUCUCUGUUCUCCCUAGAGGUGACAGCAUGUUAUUAUAGUCAUCUGGUUGUUGUUUAGACAGAAUUGGUUCUCUCUCGCAGUCUAAAAAGCUCUGCAGGCUGUAUAUCCGCCAGCUAAUCGUGGUUAAUAAUGCAUAGUUAAAUGUAUUUGUCAGUUACUGUUUUAUCCAUUUCAGACAAUCAAGUGCUGAAAGCCUUUACUCUCAGCGUGUCAUAUAAAUAGCCUGUCAUUUGUACUAAAAAGCUAAUGUAAUUAUUAGGUGUUUGUAUUAAGUAUGGUGCAUUAUGUUCAUUAUAAAAUUUACAUGAACAAUGGGUCCCUUUGUGACACAAUCAGAUCUUAAUGGUUGAAUCGUAAACUCAGGACGAGUGGUCUUGUAAGGCAGAUUAAACUCGGCCUGAUUGGACUGUAGGGCCCGUGUUUGACACAGCUGCUGUGAUGAUAAUGGGACUGCUGGCAUGUGAACCUUACAUUUCCCAUAAUGACACUUGCACCCUGCUGUUCAUCAUGUUGCUGUGAUGAUGUUUUCCACUCCCAGUUUCACAGAGAUACUGUAGAUGAUACCGGUGCACAUUAAUUUUAAUUAGCUUGAUUGAUGCUAAUCACUGUUACUCCGCCCAGAGUGCUUGUGCCUCACAGCUACUCACCAGUCCUAUAUUUCAGAAGGAUAUAUACUCAAAGAUUUUCCCCGUCUCUCCAUGUCCUGGACUAAGACUUGUUUGAUCAAAGCAGAUUGUUUCGUGAUGUGAUGACAUAAUGCAGCGCUGAUGUUUGAGUGCACAGUUGCUGCCCAUACACCAGUCUCUUUUAUCUCCCUCCCAUGUGAACACAAGUCUUGGCUGUAUUUCUAAAUAUUAAAUGACCUCCCGUGCAGUAUUCUACUUUUAGAAAGAGGAAGCUGGAAGAAAAUGGAGACAGAGAGAAAAAGGAACUUUCUGUGUGCUGUAGUGGGGGUUUUAUUGAUCAGUUUCCAAGUGCAGAAUAUCAGCAAAAAUAAGGAAAGCAUGCUGUUGUUUCAAGUGACCUGACACCUUCUUCUUUGGAUUGAGGGUAGAGAUCCUUUUGCAAGAGAUGGGUUGUAUUCCAUUUAAAUUUUUUGCUCCUAGGGCCUGGCAUAAAUAUUUAUGAAUAUUUCUCUAAUUAUGCAAGAAACAGAAAUGUUAAAAUGAGAAACAUGAUAGAUAAAUUAAUGGGCAAUAACAUGGUAUGAAGUUAUAGUGCAGACACUAAAAUAUCCUCAAGUUGAACAAUACAAAACGUAUUUUUUUAUGUGUAAAUUGAACAACAAAGUCCUACAUUUUAAAUAUUUAAUUUUAUCAACUUUGUUUCCUACAUGAAAUUAAGUUUAAAGCUUUGGGAAGUUAUUAAAUCUUUAAUUUAAACCAUUAAAAAAAACCUCUUAAAGCAUAUAAUAACAAAUCAGACUCAGCAUUCAGUGCCAACUUUAUAUAUAUGUGACCUUUCCCCCUACUUUUAGUUGCAUAAUUAUGUGUUUGCCAUGACAACUCUGUAACCUUGGUUCUUGCAUAACAGCAAUAUAUUCAAACACUCAGCUCUGGAAAGUGACUCAAAAGGCAUCGAUUAAACCAAGUCCUCCAGGUUAUGGCUUUAAACAAACGGGAUCACAUCAUAUACAACAAUUUAAUAACAAAUACAAAAGUCAUAAUCCGUUUAUAAAAGGUAUUCUAGAUAAAGUGAUGGAGCUGGAGCUAAAAGCCUUUUGGCUUGUUGGCUGGUUUCAGCUCUUCACUGUGAAGGGUAUCUCUAUAUCUAGUCUUCGUCUGCCUCUCCUCUCACUCACUGUGUCAUGCACAAUUUCCUUCGCUGCAAAAGUCUUGUCAGGAUGAAACCAUGGCAACAGUUGGCUGUCAUCUUUUAAUGCUUCCUCCUGCUUGGAACAGGUCCAUUAAACAAGAAGUCGUCCAUUAUCUCCUUGAUGUGUCCCAUGUGGAAAGAUGCGUAGCUGUGCAAUAAGUCAGACCACCUCUAAUGUUUGACAUUGAUAUGGACACAGGCGACAGCUUAAAAAUCCAAUCACACAUGCGUUCAUGUGCAGGCAUACUUGUUUAUGUUACUCCAGAUUAACCUCAACAAGCACAUAUGAGUAUUGAUGAGAGGAUAGCGUGCCAGGUGAACCACAGAGAGCUGUAAAGGUUGUUUAUGUAGAUCUUUUUGGUAUGAUGUUCACUCUUUUUGAUGUAAUAUUUAUAGAGCUUGAUUCGCCCCCACUCUCUCGCUCUCUCUCCUGCUUUCUAUCCCCUCCCUGCUCCACUCCUCCUUAACCGAGCUGUAGAUGUUGCUGAAAACCUCAGAUGUCUGUCUUGCGUGAGAGCAGAUCACAGAGAAGGACUCUUCCUUUUGGGCUGUUUUCUCACCGCUCCUCUCUUUUUCUUUCUGCUUCUUCUUCUCACUAAUUCCAUAUCAGCAGCAGCAGCUCGACACAGAGGCUCGGGCAGACAUCCAGUCUCACACUUGGUAAUGAAAUGAAGGUCAAGAUUAUUUCCCCUGGUCGAUGGCAGAUGGAGAGAGUGGCAUUGGCUCGGCAUGAACUUUGUAAAGUACAGAAGAGUCAAUUUUGAAAGAUUACAGAGUAUUGCGAAAGAUUAUCUGUGUAAGUCGAACCACUGCAGGGCCCACGCCAAGACCAGAAUAACUGAUGAACUAAUCAAGCUGUUAACACAUUGGUUGUGUGAAACUGCUGCCAUGUUGAUCUAAGCUGUUAAAUUCCAAACAUGGUGAUUUGACUUUUUUUUUAUGCAGCCCAGUUAACAAACCCCAAAGCGCACAUUUUAAGUCCUUCUUAGAGGCUUUAUCCCCUCCCCGGCUUCAGUGAGUCUGAUUUAUUGUUUUGCUUUUUCGGUCUUUAUUGAAGAGCUUUUACUUUUACAUUCAGUCCUUCACAUAGUGUCAGUAUGACUGCAAGUAAAGUCACUGCGCACAUUUAAAACAGGAGGAAAUGGAAAUCAGAAUGAGAUGAAGUUUGACCUUGUAGUUAAUGUAAGAACUUUAAAGGAAAAUGACAGUCUCUUCACAAAAAAACAUUACAUUUCAUUUAUUAUUUCCAUCUUUUCAUCAUUUGUCAGUAGUUCGGAUUUUAGUCAUUUCCUUGUGACGUCUUUUUAGCUUACUUUUAUCAUUUGUAUCACACCCACUGAAUAUUUAUCAUCUCUAGAAGGGGUGUUUAUGAUUAUUGACUGUUUUUGAACAGCUUUUUCGAAGACAUCACAUUUAAACCUUGAAAUAACUAUGGAGGGUAAUAACAGCAUCAGCAAAACAGACUUGUUAUAGAUUGACUUUGUUGUUGAUGAUUCAGAUAAUGGAAGAGUUAACGUCUGUUUUUUUAUUCCUGUUAAUAUUUAGACCACAAAGGUAACACUUGAAAUGUUAAAUUCAUAUGACAAAAACAACAGCUAGAAAACCUCGUGACCCUCUGUUUUCAUGAGUCAGAGUUGAGAAGUGCAGGAACACUGUUGAUUCAUGUCUACAUGCUUUUGAUUUGUUGUGUUCAAAACAGAAAAAAGCAAUUAUUACCCUCUGUAAUUGCUGUUUUGAUUUGUAUCUAAUAACCAACACGGCUGUGCCACCGCUUUCUUCACAAACACACUCCUCCUCCUUCUCUCUUACUCUCUCUCUCUUUUUCUCUCUCUCUAUCUCUGUUGCUGAAAUGAGCGAUAGCACACCUGUCUGGUUUGGGGCUAUAUUGUCUUACCUUCCUUUAUUUACCUUCUUUAUUUCCUCCUCCUUUUCCUCCUGUUUUUGUGCUCCCGUAUCCGCUGACCUUGUCCCGCCCCAACGCCUGCCUGCCUGCCUGCCUACCUGCCUGCCAGAGGGUACAGAAGGCUGCCAAAAUCAAGAAAAAGGCGGUGUGUAAUAAACAGAGCAAAAGGAAGACCCUUUGGCCUUUUCCCCUCCACUCUCACCCUUUUGUUUUUCAUUCAAAUUUUGCCUGUUUUUGUGUAUCCUCUCCCAUUCGUGUUUUUGUCACCUUUGGAGUGUUGAUUUUUUUAGUAAAAAAUAUAUAUUUGUCAGGUUUUCAAAGAUAAAGACAGAGGAGUUUUAUUUUAUGAGGACACUGACAUCUCGACAGUCAGUCUUUCAUAAACCUGAAGGUAAAAUAAACUCAAACUGAGUCACUCUAAGUAAUUACAGGUAUCUGUAAUAAUGGCAUGUCUUUUUAAUGUCUCAGGAUCCAAAACUAAAAUUAAGUAUUAUAACAAGACAAAUAUAAUGUGUUUGUAAAAGGCAUAUCAUUAUAAUAAAAGAUAAAGGUGUUAUUGUAAACCAUAAGAGAAAUCAUAUAUAGUCAUAAGCACAUGCUUAAAGAAGCACAUCUAUAGGAAAGUGGAACAAGGCUGUGUCAUUCAUAAAUUCACGUUUUAACAAUAAAGUGCUGUCAUUACUCUGCAGCAGCACUUUCAUUGUUCUCUUGGAUCAAAAAGUGUGUUCUUUUUCAGUGAGGGAUAAUAUGUAGUGAGCAGGUGCACACUGGUUUAGUGAGUGUCUUACCCACCCUGCCAGGAUUCUAGUUUGCAUUACCAUCCAUUCAUUAUACAUUCUCUGGCUUUUCACUCCGCUACCAGCUCAUCAAGUGGAAACAAAAUCUUGAUUUAGGACGAUUGUAUUGAUUUCAAAAUUGAUUGUUUACACAAUUAAACAAAAAGAAAGUCCAUAGCCGGCAGUGGUCCCAUGGCUUAUCAGCGGUCCUCGGGGGAUAAUUUAAAAAUUAAAUGGAACAUUUCGAAUUAAUAUCAAAUUAAAACAAGAGUCUGUUUAUUUUUUCUAAUUUAAUUCCAAUAGUUUUGGCACAGUGUUUACCAAAUGAGAAUACUAAUGUUUUUGCUGCAGUGUCAACAGACAGUGGUGAUUGAUUUUACAUAUAUAUAUAUAUAUAUAUAUAUAUUAAUUUAAGUAUUUAAGUGAAUAAAACUGAGCACAAGCAAAUGUUUGAAAUUCAGCUCAAACUGUAAGACUUUUCAGUUUAAAGUUGGAUCUAAUUUUUAAUCCAGGUUUUGUUUUACAUUGCAGACCAAACUUCUCUCUGAUUUAGACACUUUUCUUUGUCUCAUUCAGAAAGUAAUGUUUGCUUUAAUGUCUGGUUCAUACCUGGUCUCAAGCCCUUCAAUAUUUUGAGAUACUUUGGUAGCAGGAUUAUCCCUCAAUUUUAGGUCAUGUAGUGAACAAGUGAUUAGAUGAAGCAAUUCAUAACAAAACAACAGCAUUUGAAGCUCCUGAAAUUUAUAGAAAUACCUUUUAAUGGUAUGAUAAAGCAAACAAAACCAUCAGCAACAAGAUGUCCCAAUUUUUCGAUGUCUGGAACUGGUGCGAAGGGCUAGGUGUCAGCCAAGCAGCUGUAGAAACUAUGGUGUUUUUCCAAAAGUGUUCAUAAUAAAUGAUACUUUUGACAGUCCAAAGUCAGCAGGAUAUAUAUUUUUUUACUUAAGCAUGUAAAAGAUAAGACAAGCAAUGACUAAUUUGUCCACAGGGGGCGACAAAACUGACACAAACUGAAAGUUCCUCACAGGAGCUUUAGAGAAAUAGUUCUUAUUAUUUUUACUUUUACCUGUUGAUAUCCAGGUAAAGCAUCAAGCAUCACACAGUCUAAAAUCAAUCAUGGUGAAGUCUGGUUCUAACCAGACCUUUAGAAAAUGUGGAUUGUCAUAUUUUCAGUGGAUUUCAGUGGAGAGAGUGGCUGCACUCACUAAUGUUAUUAAGUAAGCUUAUUUUUAUUGUGUACAUUCAAAAGAUGUUCGAGGCGCUAAUUCUUGAAAGUUGCAGACACUGGAAAAUAAGCUGCACCAAAAAUAAACCUUGCAUCUUUUGUUUGUACUCAUGCAUCUUGAGUCUUGGUUGAGAUAAAAAUAAAGAUGCUAAUGACUGUAGCAAGCCAUAGUUUCAAAUAAAAUGCUGCACUAAUUACAGCUGUAUGUGUUUUAUUGAUAUUUUUUGCACCAGUGACUCAUUUCUAAACCACAUCACGCAGUUUUAAUUAGGCGAAAGCAAAUCCGAUUUUAUUAGUCUGCACCUCACAGUGGUUAGAUGGAAAUGUGUGCUGGCUUGUUCUGCGCUGAAGCUGCAUUGCCCUCACUGGUAAAACAACCAGCUGGUCAGAGUUUAGUGUUAAGCUGUCUCGUGUUUCUGUGCCAGCUCAGCAUCCUCAUGCCAGGACAGUCGAUGUAUAUUUUCACCACUGCCAAGCGCUUUCUUUUUCUGCUUUUUAUUCCGCCUCACCUCAAGACUCAACAAUCUGUCCAUCUAACAAGUACUUCUCAAGCUGGAUCCUUAACUUUUCAUGCAUGCAAUUUGGAUUCCUCAACUAAUACUCCUCUACCUUGGAGACAUACACCAUCCAGGCAGUUUUGAGUGUGUAUCAUGAGCAGACAAAUGCGGUACAAAAAUCUUGAAUAGAGUAAACAUCAAGGAGGACGAUCGGACAAACUCUUGUCUUCUUUUUCUUUCUGCAGAGCGCAGACGGAGAUGCUACAACCCUGACAGAGGUCGAUCUGUUCAUCUCUACCCAGAGAAUCAAAGUCCUCAAUGCAGACUCACAGGUGAGUACGAGAGAGCAGGGUGGUCAGUCUGUACUCUGUCCAAAAUCUGUUUAGGUAUUAAGACAUACAGGGCUGUACAAUAGUGUUGCUGUGUCACCGUUGACACACACCGCUUGUUACAAAACCACACCACUGAUUUUUAUUUAUUUAUUUAAUCUCAUGAUGUCACUGUCAGAGUUUGCAAAGCCUAAAAAUACUGCACGCAACAUCUGUCCCUGUAGCAGCGCAAGCUGUUUGACUGCAGCACAGUCUGCCAACCUUGUGUUUGUAACAACACGUUUUUUUUUCAUACCUUAAUAGCAGUUUGAUUAUCCUGCAACAACACACAAACACAUCCGUAUUGAAUGAGUCAUUUAUUAAAAUGCUGUUUUUAAAUUUAUUAUGAAUUCCUGCUGUGAUGACGCUUUGUUUACGCCAAUGACAAGGUUAGCAUCUAGUGAAUAUCAGUAUAAUUUUUGUGAUUUCUGCUUUUAAUAUGCUUUUUGGCUUAAUAAACAUAUGAAGCUUCUUCAGCAUCAUCUUAUUCUUAGAUCCUCUUGUAUGUUUUAGGGGGCAAAAUAUGACAAACAUAAAAAAACUAAGUUCUGAGAAUUAAACUCAAACUAUAGUAGGGUCACAUGUCAUGACACCACCUAACUAAGUUUCAAGCUACACCUUAGUGCAACGACCUCACUACUUACAACAACCUUUGUGGUCUAACUUAGCCUCUGCCUCAUGUAGUACUAGCUGAAAGUUGAUAAUUAACAAGAAUAAACAUGUUUUAUGGACUUUCCAGACACUAAGAAGUAGUCUUUGAUCUGCAAAUUCAAGCCUAACGAAGGUGAUCGCCAUAAUAGAAUUCUAACUGAAUUUAACUUCUGACUCAUCCAGCUCCCACCUAACCCUAAAAAAAAACCAUUUACAUCGGGUUUGAGAUGAGCCAGAAAUGCAGAAAUUCUUACUCAUUUCUGGAUUUUUUACUCUCAUUUCUGCUGUACUCUGUUGCUGACUGCCAUACGUCUUAUAAACAACCUACAAAGUCAGAUUAUUAAAUAAUUCACUUUUACUUUUAUUUAUUUUACUCAAGAAAACAAAUACAACAAAUAGCAACAAAGAUAUUUAAAGCCUCUGCCUUAAUAUUGUUUAAAAGUUGAGAAAUGCCAAAUUAGCAUGCAAAAAAAACUCCAGAAUAUUAAAGUAAGGACCUUUUAGAGUCUUUAUAGAAAAAAAAAACUGUCAGAUAAAUACUUUUAACAAGACUCCUCUUCACUGCCGGCACUUCGUCAAAGUUUUUUUGCCUUUUAACUGAAGUUGGAGAAGCGCUGUAAGACAGCAGUUCAAGUCUGCACAGCAGGUUAAGUCUUUGAAAGGAGCAGAAGAGCUUCUGAGGGGUUCGCAGCGUUGUUGUAUCAUAAAUAGAGCGUCGUGCUCACAGUCGCACUUAAAUGUACAUGUGACAGAUGAGUCAUUUGCAGUAUAUCAGUCUGAGCUGCCAUUCUGUCUAGCUGUCAGAAUGUGGAGUGUGUAUAUAUGUGUGUGUGUAUAUGUGUGUGUGGGCAGCCACCUGGCAGAAACUGAUGUGCUGCAAUGCAGUGUAGAUCUUCCUCCUAUAUCCCUCUAGUUGCUUCUGGUUUAUGUAGUCCUUUAAGGAGACAUUCUGAUUAAAAAUCCUCCUUUCAAUCUAAAUUCUUGAUGCUACUUUCAUGGAGAUUCUGGCAUUUAUUGAUUAUACCAACAUCUCCAAAGGUGGCUAUGAAAGGACUAAAACUAUCCAACCCCAAAAUAACAUUUACUCGACUGAAAUGUUUUUAUUGAUAUGACUAAAGUCAAAUCUAACCCUCAGACUCUGCCUCUGUGUGGGUCCACAUCCUCUAAAUGGCAGAAAGCGAGUGUAUUGCACUGCAGAAACAAUGCCUCAUAUAAUCUUCAUGAAGACUCAGGACAAUUACUCGGCUGAGUGAACAAACAUGAUUACACAGUUCAGAUCACUGAGUUUCAUCAACAUAAACACUCUCUCUUCAGUUUUUCUCCAGCUUCUGUUUGUUAUUUUACGGAUGAUCAUGAACUCAAGAUCUAAUUUAUGGGGCCAUUAUUUGGCUGUAAUCUGAUUAUACACUCCUGUUGAAUUCAGUCUUAACCCCAGAACACUAUCGCUAAAAUUAGUAACACCAUCACUGAGUUUUACCCGAAAUAAUAUACCCAAGAAAAAGUAUUUGUCAUCAAAAUAUAUCAAAAUAGGACAAAACAUGACAAAUUAAGGUAGUUUUCUUUUAUUUUUGACUAUGCAAUGUCCAAAGGGAGAGAAAAAAAUGCAACAAAUGCAACAAAAUAGCUGAAGUUAGGCAUUUAUGAACAAAAGAUCCUAAAAAAAAAUGUAUAGAAAGUGUAAACUUAGUUUCUUUUCCACCCAUUCCUGGAGCAUGUGCGUCUUCCCUGGUGAAGACUCAGGGUCCUUGGUACAAUAACAGCUGCAGGAGAGAGAAAACCAAAAUAUGGCAGAUUUUGAGUGAGUGAAAAUGACCAGCUGACUAAAAUAUUUCUUAUCACUAUAUGAAUUCCCUCGAAAAUCACUGCGUUGUGAUAGUUAUUCAUAACCACUGCGCUUAAUAAAGAGAGCAUGCAAAUUCCAGGACCACUCUUACUGACCUUAUUCCCUACAUGCAGCGAUCAAAUCCACCCAAACCUACUUUAUCACUGCUGCCGGGUGAAAAUCACCCUGUGAACACGUGCCUGUAGGAAAAAACGGGUUUUGGAUCAGGGAAACAAAUAUGCCUUCAAAGAUGUAAAAGGCAAUGCUGAAGCUACUCAGGGACCCAUGAUACUCAGACAAACACAACGUAAUGAAAAUCAUGUAAACAUGUUUGGUCAGGUGAAAGUCACCUGGCGAUAGUGUUCCAGGGUUAAGAAGGCCUGUCUGUUUGUUUGUUUGUUUGUUUGUUUGUUUGUUUGUCUGUUUGUUUGUUUUUAAGACAUACACUGUAGACUCAGGCAGCAAGAAAACAAAUAACCUUGUCCAGCUGUAGUAGUCAUUGUGGAUUAGCUCACUGAGUCUCAUGAAAACCCACUUUUUCAUUAUCUACAGAGGAUGUACAUUAGACAUAGACAGUAUAGAAAAAUGAUGUAGUCAGUUUAUAAUUGAUAAAUACAGAUAUGAACCUGGUCGUCUCUUGUAGCUGAGCAGCAGUGAAGCAGACCUGCAUCGAUGACGUCACCAGCGUUUUUGGAGAAGGACCUGAGGCGCUGAAUUAUUAAAAUGUCUCCGUGUUCAUAUGCUUUUUAUGUUUCACACGCUGGAUGUUGCUGAAUUAAUUUGAUUUCCUGACUCAUCAUUGUGAAUUACACAUGUGCGCAUAUCACAGGAGGAUGAUCACGGCUGCUUUCAUCCAGCCACGGUCUUAUUUUUUAUUAUCUGUGGAGCAGCUUUAUGUUAAAAUGACGUCAUCUUAGUCGACUGUUACACUGCUGUUCAGCUCUCAAAUACACAUUUUAUAACAACGCUGAGCUGUUCUGUAUAACAAGAACAGGAUUAUCGAGUAAGAGAUGUUUUUUUUUCCUCUUAUGUUUGUUAUUUUUGGCCAACAAUACCCACAGGAGACAAUGAUGGACAACGCGCUCCGUACUAUAUCCUACAUUGCUGACAUUGGGAACAUUGUGGUCCUGAUGGCGAGGCGCAGGAUGCCACGCACAGCCUCGCAGGACUGUAUUGAAACUACGCCAGGGGCGCCAGAGGCAAAGAAGCAGUACAAGAUGAUCUGCCACGUGUUUGAGUCUGAAGACGUAAGUGCUUUUUGAGCUGCGAAGUUCACAAACCUGCCGAGUCUGUUAAUGUGUUAAUGGGGGAAUCCUCCUGGGCUGGGAGCAGGUGAGAGGUUGCACAGUUGACAGCCACCACAGGAAGUCUGUUAUUAUGUAAGAGGGCUCAUCUGCAAGAUUAAAUCUCCUGCAUCUAAAGAUAGUAAAGAGAGGGCUCUGGUUAUGGCUUUUUAAAUGAUGUGAUUGGCGGAUAUUAUUCCAACCUCCCACUUAUCACUUAUUAUUUUACUUUUCCUCUCUCUGGAAACAGACCACGUUAUUUAUCCUGAACAGUUUUUCAUGAUUUUUGCACCUUGCUGCUAAUUUUGUUGCUCACAGAAAUUCAAAAACUGUGUUAGGAAAGCUGAAUCUAACUUUUGUUUAAAUCGGAUCACGCGCUCCUCCUCAAAAUCCUGCAAAGUUUUGGAAAGCAGAUAAAAACAAGACUUCCAAACCAUCUCCUGUUAAAAAAAGACAUGAUUCUGUGCUUUCAUGAUGUGGUUUCCUCUUUGAAUAACUGUCAUGCCCAUCUCUAUGCAGAUGACAGAGUUUUAUAUUGUUUUGCAGUUUCUGUACAAAUAGCUUUCAAACAUUUGCAGCUUGUUUUUAAUUCAUAUCAAAAAUCCCUGAUCGAUCAUGAACUGCAACUACAUGCAAACCAAGCUAAAUUUAUGCUGUUUUCCAGAGCCAGAAACAUUGGGUAUAAGAAUUUACACACAUUCCCUUUAAAUGGUUCAGAAAUUCAGAGAGUAACAGGAUAAAAAUAUAUUGGCAUAUCCCACCGAGCAUCUUUUGGUCUAAAAGAGGUCUAAUAGACGUCUAAAUGUAGCCUAGACCACAAGUCUAACAAUGAAAGUUUUUUAGACAUCUAAAUUUAGACCAAGUUUAGACUCGCCGGCUAACAGAGGUCUAACUGUAUAUUGCUAAACAGCUAUCAUAGUUACUUUGGUUAAGUACUUAGAGAUCAGUUAUGCAACUCACAAUUGCUUUUUGAAAUAAAUAGUUAUUGAGUAAUGGGUUAAAGUGCAAUGUCUAAACUCUGUCUAAAAAUAUACAGAAUCUAGGCGGUUGAAAUUAGGUCUAAAAAAAAACUAGACAUCUAACAGCCGUCUAUUGCGCAGUGGGAUGGCUUGAUGAAAACUCCAUGUGAAUAUUCUUGUGUCCAGUAAAUCCAGAACCCCUUUGUCCUGUAGGAGAAGAAUUGUUGAAGUUGUGUGUUUGUCUGUUAUGAACCACGAGAAUAUAAUUUACAGACACGCAGCAGCCUCAUUUAAAACCUCUCGACCCUUAGAUUUAUCACGAGUGACAGAUAUGAUGUUCAUCAUUGUGUCCUGUAUCAGGAGGUUGGCUGGAGUGUAAUCCUGUAACAUACAUGACCCGCUCCUCCCAUCUGUUAAAACUUUAAGUUUAAAGUAAACAAAAUGACGUUCAUGAAACGCUCUCCAACAAACCAUACAGAAGUUCCUCCAUCUCUAGCAGAGUUUAGGACUUUGAUUUCUCACCAUUUGGUUCAGAUUGUUUGUGUUUUAACUGAUUUUAAUUGUCUUGUAAAUUAUAUUGACAGUAUGUCUGCUUGUUUUGAUGUGUAGUAACCUCAAGAUAUGAGGAAAACCUCAGUGUCCUUUGGAGAAUAAAGGUUCGAACUGGACUGAACUGAACUGAAUGAAACAUUUCUUUCCUCAUUUCAAGACUGAAGGCUGCUGCGUGUCUUCUUAAAGCAGACUCCAGAAGACCUGGCACCAUGAACAAUGUUGUAAAGAAGAGCCAGUAGCUGAGUUUCUGGGCCAGUCAGUCAGAAUAGAGGCUGGACUCCAAUCUGUCCUCUCUUCAUCUCAUUUAGCUGCCAGGUUUUCAAGGCUGGACAGAGUUAUAAUAGAAGCAUUCAGCCGCUCAUCCUUCAACUUAUAAACUGUUUCUGUUAUUGUGGCUCCACUGGCUGCCUGCCUUGUUUGCCUCUUUCUGACUCUUUUUUGUUCGUAUUGUCCUGCAAAACUAAUUCAACAGCUAUUGAUUUUGAGUGUUUGGGACAUUAACGUCUCCAAAUUCUACAAGAGAUUUAUUUACAAGAACAGAAUUCAAUUAAACCGAAGAAUGGGGGGAAAACACAGCCUGCAGAACAACCUUCUUAACUCUCCUGAUCUAUGUUAUCUCUCACAGCCAAGAAAAGCCUUUGCGUUUUAAAGUUUUUACAAAUUAAUGCGUCACAGUUUUUAUUCUCUUAUAACUUUUAAAAUGUUUGGGGGUAAGGAUGGGUGGAGCUCAAUCCCCUCAGCUCUGACAAAUGAGCUUAGUAACAACAAAAAACUUGUGUUCAAGAACCGCAUGGUACUUUGGAGAAAAGCGUCUGCUCAAUGACUUUUGUUCAUGAAACAAUCUGAUAAGACUCAGAAACAAAGUAAUGAUACAAGAGAGGGAUUUCUUGUUCAUCCAAGAAAUACUGGUCCUCGCAGCAUUAUUGAUUGUUUUAUAGAAGUUUUGAAAACCUAUCCACUCCUGUAUAGUGCAGAAGUAUCUCUUUGUUUUGAAUUGAUCCUAAAAAUGACUGAAUCUUCCCCUGUGAAGCUUCAAUGGUCGGUCAGUUCAUCACCGGAGUAAAGACAGCAAAUUAAAUACUGUAGGUUUUGUCUUACUGCCCACUGAUAUCUUUUAACUCCAUUUGCAGGGAACAUCUUAACCUCCUUGUUCUCCUCUCUCCUCUUUAAAAGGGAACAAAUAGCUCAUGACGGUGGAAAUCAAUUUAUAUUACAUCCCAGCACAGCCUUGGCAUAUUCAGUGCCACUAUUACUGGAUGCCAACAGUGUGUUUUUGCUGCUUAUUGUUUUUAUCAAUACACAUCAUGGUGUUGAUCAGCCUCCGUGAAUAGAACAACACUCGGUCAUAAAUCCCGCUUCUUCCUCUCGCUCACAGGCGCAGCUCAUCGCUCAAUCCAUCGGCCAGGCGUUCAGCGUCGCCUACCAGGAGUUCCUGAGAGCCAACGGCAUCAACCCCGAAGACCUGAGCCAGAAGGAGUACAGUGACAUUAUCAACACCCAAGAGAUGUACAACGACGACCUUAUUCACUUCUCCAACUCUGAAAACUGCAAAGAGGUUGGUCGACAUUCUACUUAAAGUCUAGUUCGGGUUUGAAUUCCUCACAGCUCAAAGGUUAUCUCUGCAGAUACUCAAUGUGUUGGUUUGUUCAACACAGUUCAACUUAACAUGUGCGGCAUAAAUCACACUUCAGCUGCAGGGCUGAUAGAGAAACAUACAAGUUUACUCAUCGGACAGAAUAAACAGAUGGUGAGUAAAAGUACUCAGAUAAUGUGAGCUUUUUCAUCAACACUUUGCACCCAAAGCAUUGACUGGAGGUUUUUUUUUUCUUUUUUGGCAAAUUAGAGGCUGUGAACAGUUUCUGCUGUGUGAGCAAAGAGGCUGUAUGAAACCCCCACACAGCUGCUGUUUCAGAGGCUCAUCGGUCAUUUUAAUGUGAUUUGGGAAACUGAGUUUUCUUAAGGCAGUAAAGCUUCUUAACCAACAGUCCAGAUUUAUGCUUUUGUUUCGAGAGGACGGUAUGAGUACUCCCAUCUUCCUCAGAGCAGGAUAACAAACUCCACAACAAGAAUGUGUGAAGAAGAGCACAAAGUUUGGAUCUGGAAGGCCCGUGAAUUCAGUGCUCAAAUAAAAACAACAGGACUGUCACGUCUUUCUCAAAGAUGGCAACAGAUUCACAGUUUUAUGUUAAAUUCAGUGUUUUAUAUAGUUUUAUAGAUGGCUAAAUGUGGGUGUACAAGACAUCAAAAUCAUUUUUAAUACCUGAUAAAAUAUUUUAUGCUGUGUUAAGGUAAUUAUGGUCAUGUCUUCAUGUCUGGUCCUUGAAUUGAUUUAUUUUUUAAAGGUAUUAUUUCAAAUCCAGCUCCGAGGUCUGCUUUUAUGCCACAGAGUUUCAUUCUGUUUCAAGGAAGAGAGCUGGAAAUAAAAGUGCUGAAAAGAGUGGAUUUCAAGCAGAUAUCAAAAGGAUUCAUAGCGCUUUAACUACAACUAGGUCUCGGGGCUUUCUCGUUUGAUUUAAAGCUGAAUCUAGAAAGCUACUUGGAAAGUACUGAAAAAUGAAGAACACUUACAGUCAGCAGGAUUUCUUCUUUUUUCACUCAGAGCAGCUGUGAAAAAACAGCCAUGCUGACAUUAGUGUGGACUGGGAUGAAGGAUAGAGCAUAAUCGUCUACGAGGCUUUAUGCAUUAUCAAUUUCUGUUUGUGUUUUGCCUCGUCUGUGAAAAUUAAACUCCCUCUCGUUCGAUAAAUUUGAAUAGGGAAGAUUGUCGAGGGUGAAAACUAAGUAAAACCUGCUAAUACAGGACGAAGUGAUAGAUAGGAUUGAGUGUGAGUCUUAAAUCUGUCAGUUAUCACUUCCCUCAUAUUGUUUUCAUCGGUCUGGGUUUGUAGAUAAUGAGCCAAAAACUCUGAGCCAACAGACUGAAAGAGUCUUCCUCCUUUUCACAGCUGCAGCUGGAGAAGAGUAAAGGGGAGAUCCUGGGCGUGGUGAUUGUGGAGUCUGGCUGGGGCUCCAUCCUGCCCACAGUUAUCUUGGCCAACAUGAUGAACGGCGGGCCAGCAGCGCGCUCUGGCAAGCUCAGCAUCGGGGACCAAAUCAUGUCCAUCAACAACACCAGCCUCGUGGGGCUGCCACUCGCCACCUGUCAGGGAAUCAUCAAGGUACACACACAGGGGACGGAGCGCAACUGGAAGAGUCCGUCAACAAAAAGGAAAAAACAUCAUUAACAAAUAUAAUUAACCCUGAAAUGUUUGUGUGUUUUGUGGGUUUAAGGGCUUGAAGAACCAGGUGCAGGUAAAAAUGAACAUUGUCAGCUGCCCACCGGUUACCACUGUCCUCAUCAAGAGACCGGAUCUAAAGUAUCAGCUGGGAUUCAGCGUGCAGAACGGCAUUGUGAGCAGCAUGUGGAUUGGUUACUUUACACAUUAUGUAAAGGUUCACUCAGACAUGAAGUUUGGGAUCAGUGUUGUACAGGAAGUGUAUGUUUCUGCUCAUUUUUUAUUAUAUUGGAUGCUCUCAGGAAUCAUUUUGUCAUUUGCAGUGUUUUUUAAAAUAUAGAUGUUGCCUUUAAUGACAUUUACAGAAUACAAUCCUUGCUAAUAAAAAAAAAAAAAUCAAUUAUUUUUAGCAUGGAUGUCAUUUCCAAUUUAUCAGUUUAGCCUAUUAAAUUAAAAAAAUCCUCUCCAGAGCUGUGCAUCCUCCGUGUAAAAUGCCACCACACUUUCACAUCAAAUAUAUCGCCUUAACAUUAAUUUAAUUCCCUUUUCCUUGUCUGCGUGUGCUUUGUGCCUUUCAGAUAUGCAGCCUGAUGAGAGGGGGGAUAGCUGAGCGAGGGGGAGUCAGAGUGGGUCACCGGAUCAUAGAGAUCAACGGACAGAGUGUGGUGGCAACAGCACAUGAGAAGAUAGUCCAGGCCCUCUCGAACUCUGUUGGCGAGGUGAGACUGAUGCACACACACACAGACACACACACACACACGUGGGGCAAUGACACGGAUCUACACAUUUUUGCAGAUUUCUGCAAUAAUCAGUAAAUUCUAUAUUAGCUUAUUUAAGAUGUUGUGUUACGCGCAUCUGUGGGUUCAAUAUUCAAUUAACAUUAGGUGCUUGAAAGAUAUAUGGUCCGGGUGGGGAAUGCUAUUGAAUAAGACUAUUCAGCAACAUCACAAUUAACCAGACAGACAUUGCAUCAGCAUCAGCUCACACUAGCUGCUUUGCCAGUAACAUCUAUUGAAUGCAAAUUUCGAGAAGUGAAAAUAAGCUCAACAGCCAGCCGUGCAAGUACAGAUGCAGGUUUCCGUUGACGUGUAAUAAUAACUGCAGCCUGUUGAAAUAAUAGAACAAACAAGAUUUGCUGUGUUGUUUUGUAAGUCAGGCAGGAGCGUCUGAGCACGUGUGUUGAGUAAUUCAGUUUUAUAACUCACUAUAAAGGGAAGUGUAUGUUGAAGUGAAGGACUAUAUGUGAGGCUGUAAGAUUAAAUGAAUUAAUGAAGGUCGUUUUCCUUUCCACCGAAGGACUGUUGAAUUCAACAUGAUGAUUCCUGUUUUAAAGACCACUGAUUGAACACUACUUUACUAUAUAUGUGGCACAAUUUAGGUCUGCUGUGUGAAAGCAGAACAGUUACUGACUUUUAAAUAUAUAAUAACAGCAGAGCAGUACAACUAAAAGGACUGAGACAUUGUUGCAGGGAGGCUUAACUAUUUCCCCUUUCAAGCUAUGUGAGAACAACAUGUAGGGGAGAGUGGGGUAAGUUGAGCCACCCCCUGUUGCUUGGAAAUGGUAAAAGAAAUUGUUCAUGUGACCAAAUAUUUAGGAGACGGGCAUCAAUUCAUGGAGUCUGUGAAGGUUAAAAGCACACGGGUGAAGGGGUUAGAUAUUUAUUUACAAAAAAAACAUUUUUACUCUUUAAAGUGAAUUUAGUCUGUCAUAAGUUUUAUUAGAAUUGUGUUAAGACCAAAAAAGAUCAUUUAAAUUUGUUUUAGACAUCAAUUGUGGUAUCUAUGAGCAACAACAUGAGGACAAAAACCUACCAUAAAAGUCCACCAUUUUAGCUUAGAGGACUAAUAAAGUCAUAAUAGUCGUUUUGGGGUAAGUUAAGUCAGUGGCUAAACUGAGAAAGUAAAGGAGUCUGAUGAGAGGAUCAGAGUUUCAGUUCAGAUUGUUGAAAUGUUUUACUUUUUCUUCUCAAAAAUACAGCUGUGAAUGUUCUGAAUCACUUAAAGGCAUUCUCAUGUUAAAAUGGAUUUUUACAAAACAGCUUUUUAGCAGUUAUAUGCAAUAAUAAUAAAAAGAAUUAUUGUACUUGUUGAAUAGUGUAUAAUAGAUAAAAAUACACAUGAAUGUGAAGAAGUGACUUAUUUAGGGAGAGAGAAGGUGAGGGAGGGCUGGGGUGGAGAGUGAGGGGCGGGUGGUAGGGAUACGGCUAAACUCAACCCACUCCUAUGGUCAACUUACCCCAUACACAUAGGAGACCACUUUUUUUGGCAUGCUAUAUUAUCAAGACAGUUAUAUUGACACUCAUUCUGGUGGUUUGCAGGGAUGAACAACAUCUUCAAAUAUCUGCAGAUACACUAGUCAGAGACAAAACUAUGAUUGUCUUGAUGUAGUGAUCUGAAAUAUGAAAAAUUGCUCAUCUUACCACACUCUCCUCUACUGGAUGUGUAUUUUUCCAAGAGAGUUGAAAGCUUUGAAUGUUUGGCCUUCAAGAGCAAAUCUUAAUGAUAUCCAAGUCCAGAGCCUGGUUGGGCUCUCAGAGCAACAAUAACUAGCUAUUUUUUCUCCUUCAGUACUUUUUCUCAAGACUGUGCAGGCAUGGCUGAUAACAUUUGAUUGACAUCUGUCUAGCCCUGCACAUAGCUAUGUGUCAGUCAGGGUACACUUACUGCAGCCAUCGACAGUAUUUUUGAGAUGCUGGUGUCAGAGGCAGAGCAGGAAGCAGAAGGCCUGCGUAUAAAACCUGCUUGAACUGAUGUUUGCACUUUCACAGUCAAUAAAACUUUUUUUGGUAACUCUUCAUAUGAACCCACCUCUUAUAAUGCACCAUGAGCACAUUUAUAAAGCCUUAUAAAUACAUCUGUUAGGCUUUAUCCUUGCAAGUGAUUGUCAGCAUUCAUAACAGCUUAUAGCAACGUUAGUUUUAUACUGUAUUAUAUCUGCUUAUUAUACUUAACUAAAUUAGAUUUACUCUUUUUUUGUUGUUGUUGUUGUGUCUCCCCUAGAUUCACAUGAAGACGAUGCCGGCGGCCAUGUUCAGACUUCUAACAGGACAGGAGACCCCCAUGUACAUAUAAAUAAUGGCCAGGGACCGUUCAGGAGGAUGGGCUGUCAGUCAGCUGUGAUUGGUUAUCUCACAGGUCAAACCAAGCUGACUGCUAACAGUGAAGAGCAUCACUUCUCCUCACUGAUUCAUUUCUGUUUUUUCUUUGAACUGAUGAAUUCUUCAUCAUCUCUUCCCCAUGUCUGUGCUUAACAUGCAAUGGCCAUUUUAUUGAUGUAAAAAUUUAACAUCCGACCAGCUGAAGAGACUGUGUGAAUGUGUGUGUGUGUGUGCGUUUGUGUGAGAGUGUGCGUUAUUUAUUUGUCCUGUCUGUGCUUUUCUGUCACCUCAGUGAGAUUGCGUGGACAGACUUAUCGAGUGAAUGAAUCACAAUUUAUUUUUUUAUAUUCAUGUAAUGCAAUAUGAACCUUCUACUAUACUUCUUGUAUAGUUUCAUUUUCUUCUCUGUUUAUUUAUUUCCCAUGUAAAUACAUAUUUUGCUAGUAUUGGAGGCAGUAGGGAGGGUUUGGACCGCGGCCGCAUUUGUAAAUAUUUAUUGAAUCUUGCUGUUGAAAUGAAAGCAGUCCUCGAUGAUGGCAAAAACACAAUUAAUUGCCGGAUGUUGUUGUCGUUGCAAGUGAAAAAGAGGAAUGAAUUAAGUGUUUGAAAUGUUGGGUUUAAAUAUGCUAAGUCGAAAUAAUGUAAAUGUGAAACAAACCAAUGCUUGCAGCAGGGGUUUAUGGGAAGUAAACGCCAUAUUUGUUUGAUUUUCUCCAUCUUACGGCAAUACACAAGAUCAACCUCUGAAUGGCAAAAGAAGUGUUUUCUAAAUCUCAUGUACAAACACUCUGCACAUUUAAAUAACAAGCAACUGAAUCAAACGAUUAACAUGCAUUAAUUAUGCUUUUGAUAUCAAAGUCACAUGUAUGAAAACUGAACUUUCUUUUCUGUGCUACUCUACUCUGUGUUCAUCUUUAGUGUUCCUGACUGAAACUCAUGCAUACUAUGAGUGGAUUGUGAAUGUAACUGUGUUGUGUGAGCUGUCCCAUUGCCAUAAGCAGUAUUAGAAUGUCUGUACAUAAAGAGAAACUCGUCGCGUACCGUGCUCAUGUUAAAAAAAAACCAAACACAUAGGUUUAGUCACUGCAAACAUCCUCCCACUCGUAUGUUGGCUUUCAAUCUCCAGACGGAAAGAGAGAACUGUGAAUCACACACACUGUGACAGAAACAAGCAUUACCACCAGGCAAUGCUCCUGCAAUGCAUUGUAGUAAAUUUAACCAUAUGAACAUUUUGUGUGUGCAUGCCUCGUAAAGUAGUUUCAUGUCAUUGUGGCAAGAAAAUAAAAUCCAAGCUAAACCUGGCUGCUUUUGUUGGACUGGGGAACUGACUUUAAAGGGGAUGGAUCUCAGGCUCCUGGGCACCACAGGGGGAUGGGGGUUGAACUUUUGAAUAAUUUAAGGUCAUUACUUUCUCGAUGGUCUUUUUUGGAGGCUCAUUAAUGCAAGAACAAAAAUAGAAAGAAGAAACAAAAGGGUACAGGAAAAGAUUUGCUGACCAAAACACCAUGAGAAGAAUUUAUUCACUGUAAUUGUGAUUAAGUACUAUUAAAUCAACAUCAUCAUUUCUCAUUCAACUUUCAAUAAAGCAGAACUCAUUUUGGUUAUCAGGCUAUUUCACUUAAACUUGCUAAAACUUCUGGUUUUUACUGUUGUAGGUGUCCCAUGUGGACAAAGUGAUUCCUCUUUUUUUUUACUUUUACCAGUGAAAUGUGUCAAAAUCCUGUAUGGCUUUACCUACUUUUUAUAUGUGCAAUGCUAAAUCUCUGUGGGAAUUCUUUAAACACCAGUUGGUUUGUUUUUUCUCUGUAAAAAAGUCAGAAUUAGGUUCUUAAACAUAAACUUUAAGGUAUAUUCGAAUCCAACAAUGUAGAGUACAUCAUGUAUAACUCCACCACAGUUUGUACAAACCUACUGUAUCUAUUUUCUCUGAAUCUCUGAUACCACCUAGUGGCCAUUUCUGAGACACCAAAGAAGAGAAAGGAGUCCAUGAUAUUUUCUGAUUUUGAUUUUAUUCUGAGGAUUCUCUUUUUUUUUUUAACAGUUGCCUAUAAAAUGGUCAAUAAUUUAGAAAUUAUGUAAUGAUAGAAAAUCGUGUUCAAAUCAUUUAAAUAUUCUUUUAGAGUUCAGUGUUCUAUAAUUACAUUUACCAUUUGAUGCUAAAAGAGCGUCUGAACUUUGUGCAGUGCACAGUAUACACUAUCACAGUGUUGAUGUUUGUGUCUGUCAUGCUGAGUUGUCCUCAGUUGAUCAGGUUUUUGUCACUGAAGCAGGUCAGGGUUUCUGGUCAUUCUGGUCACACUUUAACAUAAUCUUUACCCCGACACCCUGACGUUUGUUCUCAAAGGCCUGAACCGCUUGUUCCAGAGGGAAACGGUGUGUCACAAGGGGCUUCACGUUCACUUUACCAGAAGCCACCAUGGCUAUGGCAGUUGGCCAACUGCAACACAAAGACAAAUAUUUCAGAUGUUUGGGAUACUAAACAAUCACUAGAAGGUUUAUUGUGUAAUUAUUAGUAUCUGUAAAUCAAACCAAAAGCUUAGUAAAUUUUAUCAUCGGCCUCAGAACAUCUGCUGACACCACCAGAGGAGCAAGCAAGGGAGAAUUUCUUACGUGUUGCAGUAGCAGAAAACCCCUCUGAUGUCCACUUCUCUGAUAGCCGCAUUAACCAGCGGAACAGUGACCAUCUCUGCACCCAGACCCACCAGCGCCACCACACCACCUGAACGAACUGCCUGACAAGAAGAAAAAAACACAGAACAAUUUCAAAUCAUGUGAUUUAUGUCAGAUUUUUAAAUCAAGAUUAAGACAUACAGCUAAAUAACGGCUGCACCAUACUGAUCAACUAUAAAUACUGUAGAAAAGUCCAGUGCCUGAAUGAAUUCUCUAUUGUCUCCAGUUUAUGCAUUGAUGCUUACUUGUUUUGAAUACAACUUCUAAUGCUCUUUAUAAAGGAUAUUCACAUACAUAUAUGGCAGUUUGCAUGCUGCUCUCGACUCCAGUGCAUUCAAUAGCGAUGUGAGGCUGAGCGCCCAGCAUGUCUGCAACACUCUGAGCCAGCUGCUGGGGUCCGUCUCCUCUUGUCACUGUCAGCUGGAAGUCUGCCCCCAACUCUUUGGCCAUUGCGAGGCGCUCUGAGGACAGAUCUGAAUACAAGGUACGAGGUUUCACAAACAUUAUUGUGAAUAAAAAUAAUAAUGACAAGGACAACUACAAGAACCUGUUUCUUGACAAUGGUCAUUUCAGUUCAGAUGUAUUUUCUGCGAGUUACCAGUGAUGACAACUUGUGACGCUCCCAUCGCUUUGGCUACAAGCAAACAAACCAACCCAAUUGGUCCUGUUGAGAGAGGACAAAUAAAGGAGACAGCCGAGUAUUGGCUAAUGUAACACUUAUAGAUACAGUCUAUUCUAACAGCAUGAGUGAACACAUUCGACACUCGAAAGAGACUAACAUUUCAUAAUUACUCUCCGCAGUAUAGGUGUAACCUGCAGCUAUAUCCAAAUUGAAAACCUCAAGUGUUUCAUCUGUUGUUGCUUCAUGGAAUCGUCUCAAAUGUUUCCUAUUAGCUUGUUUUCACAGCAGAGGGGGUUUGUUAAAUAUUAAGACCCUAACAAGGUGUGUUCAGGUUCAGCAGCUUCUCACUAAGAUUUUGUUGAGUCAGUAUGAUUCUCAGGUUUGUGAAUACGCCCACAGAGUGUUGAACCAAAUUCCUUUCUUGCAGGGGCAUGCCGUUAAAAUAAUCACCUCCUUUAUAUCAGAUUGCAUCAUACUCUGAAAGGCAGUUUGCAGUACUUUCUCAAUGCAAAAAUUUAAUGCAGGUUUAAUAGUUCUCACCUGCACCACAGAUGAGCACACUGCUGCCGAGGGUCACACCUGCUCUGCGACAGGCGUGGAUCCCCACGGACAGAGGUUCAAUUAGAGCUCCCUCUUCGAAUGUCACAUUGUCAGGCAACCUGAUUUGUUACAAUGAGAGGAACAAAGAGGAGAGAAAAAGAAGGAUGUAAAAGUGAAGCAAGAGGCAGUUGGAGGAAGAUAUAAGGUAGUGGUGGAGUAAUCUUUUGCAGCGUGGCUAUGAAAUCCUGAACAGACUGUUACUUGUAGCAGAAGUCGGCGCUGUGGGUGUAAUAUCGGCACAGAUUUCCAUCAUCGGGGGGCUUGGAGCAGAAGAAGUUGGUUGGAGAUAAGUUGUAUCGUCCAUUUUUUAAGAACUCGUCCAUUUCACGGGGAACGCCAGGCUCGAUGGCAACUCUGUCACCUUCAGGACACAAGGCGAGAUUAAAAAGCACAGCGUUAGUUUGUCAUAGUAUCUCUAUUACAGUGAGGCUGAGUGGAAACUUAUUCAUAUGGAGUGAAAUCGGUCACAAAUGGUUGAAAUGACAACUUUUAAAAAGACGAGUUUAGAAAAAGAUAAUAAUAAUAACUUUAUUUGUAUAGCACUUUUGAAAAACAGAAGUUGACAUGUAGUUGUGGAGCACAUGGAAAAAGACAAAUAAAAUCAAAAAGCUCAGUUAAAACGGUAUUGAAGGCCAUUUUCAUGUCAUAAGGAACCCAGACAAUACAAGAACCAUGCAACAUAAAAUGACACCAUGAAGACCAAAAUAAAAACAUGAAAUAGUUAAGAAGAAAGGAUAAUGCAAUUAAAAGGGAGGACGAAAGCAAGAACAGGAUAGUAAAUAUAAAAGGCAAUAUCAACAAUGGUAAUUAAAUAAUAACAACAGGUAAUCCUGAUAAUAAAAGUAAUGAUAAAAUAGAGCAACAGAAAUGAGCAAGAGAUAAAACGAUAAAAGGCCUAAAAGGUUGAUUAAGAAAAGAGUACAAGUAAAACAAAAGCUAAAAAGACAGUAAGGCCGAAAUAAGAUUGAGGUAAAAGAGAUAAGAGAUGAUAAAAGAUGUAAAAGUUUCUGAAUCUCCCUUUGCUGUGUGACAUAUAGUCUCCAGUAUUUAACAGCUUCCAGACACGCCCACUCACCUACUUUCAGAUGCUUGACUGCAGCUCCGACCUUCACCACCCGCCCUGAUGCCUCAUGGCCCAGCACCAUAGGUUUUUUAACCACAAAAUCCCCGAGCCGUCCGUGCUGCCAGAAACGAACGUCUGAUCCACAAAUUCCCACAGAGUGCAUCUGCAGCAAAACCUCUGGAAAAGGAAAAAACAGGACACACAUGACAAAAAGCAAUGUUUGCAACCUGAUCAUAAAAACAAAACCUCAGCUUUGGCUCAGUAAAGAUACUUUCUCUGGAGGUAAAAAUAUGCUCAUUGAAAUUAAGUGCAUGAAGUUGAAGCAGAACAGCCUGGACAUGCUCUAGCUUUGAGAUGGUUUUGCAGUAAGACACACAUCUUCAACAUUUUAAGAGUUUAUUUUGUAAUGUUUGUAAAAGUAGACUGUCGUACUGCACCAUUAGGUCCUGGCUCUGGGACAGGGCGAUUUUCCUUUGAGAAAUGAACAAAAUCAGAAGGAAAAAAAAUGUACAUUUAGAUGGUUUCAUACGAGCUACAACUUAUUUUGUUCACCACAUAAUAUAAAAGUCUGUGCCGGUCUCUUACCAGUCUGAGGUCUCCCUUUGAGUGCAGCACUAAAGACAGAUUUUCCUGCGCCAUGACGGAUGAGCCAGAGAGCGAGAGAGGAGGAUAAACCUGACAGGGAGGCGGUUAAAACUUCAGAUCACAGACAAACCUCCUCCUUAUUCAACAUGCGUCAAAGUCCAGGUGGUAGCAGCAGCAGCGUGAACAUAACUUCCGGAAAAUGGAGACGGUACCAAAACAAAGACCGUGAUUGGUUAAAGACCCAUGGCACGGUUUAUUUAGGAGGGGUGGAACAAAUCCGUGUGUUCAUGAGAUUUUACUCAGAUAAUGACAAUUUAAGUCCUGACGACGCUUGAAAUACCUUCAAAACAAAUUGUUAUCCAUCGAAAGAUAUUAUUAAGCCUGCUUUGUCAAUAUGCUUUUUUGUUAUUUGGCGAAACACACUCUCAAGUUCCGUUGGAGUUCAUUAAAAUCAGAAUAUGGAACCCCCCCCCCCCCCAAACGCUGAUGAGCCAAUGGCAGUUUAGUAUCAAUUUAACCAGGACCGUAAAACUCUUUUAGUUCCAUUGAGAAGCAGUAAAAGUCGUGAUAUUUGACCUGUUUUGUGUUGUUAAUUUUAAUAUAACAGAAAGAAACAUGUUUUAAAAAAAGGUGUGCAAAGGGUAGCGACACAAGGAAUCCUGACAGGAUGGGCAGUGGGGUGAAUUUCACUCCAUUUCCAAAAGAAAGACCCAAGUAAACGUCUGCGAUGGAUGACGUUGUGUGUCAGACCAAACAGCCAACUCAACGUCUAGAAGAUCAACAAGGAUGUCUACGUUUGUUCUAAGGCAAGUUACACCAACGAAGCUUUAAAUCUACAACCUUUACCGACAGUUAUUUAAUCGUCAUUAGCGAUGUAGUAACUUUCGACUCUGGUGCUAAUGUUAGCCCAGGUUAGCACAAUUUUAAAUAUGAACGGUAGAUGGAUUACGCACGCUGUUAGCCAAUGGAGACCGACAUCCGCAUCCGGCGGCCAUUUCGCUAUCGGACGCUCGCCCACUCAUUACAUUAUAGUCUACGGUGCAUGUAGCAUUUAAAUAGCCAGGAAUUGCUUAAUUUUGAACCGAUUUUCAAACGGUUUGGUUUGUAACAAACCUCAGAGUUUUACUUAUGUUCCUCUGUACUCAAAAAUAAUUUUAACCAUGGAUUUUCAUAAAUAAUCAUUAAACAGAUAGAUAGAGCAAUAGCUAUAGGUCUACGCACACACACACAAGGCAGUUACAUUAAACCAUUUAUAUAAAGAACAUUAAAACAUUCCAUGUAUGUCGUAUUAGUAAUAUUUCUAUUAUAGGGACAACUAUAUUAACAUAUAGCAAUAACAGUAUUUUUGAUCAUGCAGAUUACUCGUCUAAAUUUAAAUUCUGGAUAUAUCCCUCCAUGGCAUAGUAAAGUCCAUUUUGAUGGCUUCUCGGAGACUUCAGGUGUUUUUGUGCCCAGAAUUUGUCAAGACCGUCUUGGUCUUGGCAUUUGACACUGAUAGCCACCAUUGUAAAGCACUGCUCAGCUGUCCAAGUUAGCAACAGGAGACUUGGUGCUGUUUUACAUAAUCUUUGACAUGAUACUGAAUGUGUUUCAUCAGUAUCCUGUUUGACUUGUGUGAUUAUUUUUGCACUAUUUGCUUUGUUUGCCUGUUGUAAUGUGAUGUUGUUUUUUCCCACACUUCAUGUCAAACUGCUUAUGAACCACACAGUUUUAAAUCCUGUUACACUUUAAAUAAUGACCUGGGGUACUCGGUUUAUGGUAAGGGGGAAAGUCUAUCUUGACCUGUGCAACACUUGAAAAAGUUUCUUGGAGGGUAAUUAGUUCAAUCAGUAGGUAAACCUACUUUGAGGUAUAAACCUUGAUCUGGAGAUGAGUCACUUAAAUAAAUGUUUUCUUGUGCCUGAAGCACACUACUUAAAAACCAGACAAACUUGUUCUUCAACAUACACUCAGACACAGUUUAGUCGCUGUUAGCUUGUUGGUUUUGUUAGCUUGGCCUUAAGUCAGAUCUUUUAAUCUGAGUUAACAUUAUGUAUAUUAUCAGUCAAUGGUAAAUUAGCCACUUGCAGCUAAAAGGUUUGAUAGGGAAUAUUGAGCAAGUUAAUCAUUAGCAAGCCAUUUAUUUUUCCCAAAGCCUUUUCUUUUAUACUGCUCUGUUGUUGAGUAUUUACAGCUGCAUUCAAGUUCAGAGAAAGGCUGUAGUAAACUUUAACUUCAGUCAAAACAGAGAAAUAAGCGAGUUUAAGACUGGCUUGGAGGGGGUUUUGAUUACAUGACUAUAGUGCACAAUUUUUAGUGCUUGUUGAACAAUUCGUUUUUCUGUUUUCUGACCACAAGAGGCAAUACCCUAGUUUAGCACAGGGUCAGAGAGUUUGUAUUUUAGAAUAAAAUCAAACCACAGCUCUUAUUUGCAAACCAAUUUCAAAAUAUGUGUCAACAUUUUGAUUAUCUAAGAUGACAAAAAUAUGAAAAUCAUUGGGCUAUGAAAAAAAAACAAAAAACAAAUCCCCCAUUCUCUUUAAUGCAUUAUCAAAGGUUUGGACAUAGACUGUUAAUAAGAUGGAUGUCAUAUUACGACUUUACACACAUGACUUUAAAAAUUAAAUUAAUGUAAAAAAAAAUUUCAGACCCGGAUGGUGCAGUGAUACACCACCAUUGUUAGACUUCAGGUCCACUUUUUCUUAAAAGUUUUUUUUAUAAGUUAUUGCAGUUAUAAAAAACAUAUUUUACAACAUAUUUUUUAAACACCAGUUGGUUUGUUUUUUCUCUGUAAAAAAAGUCAGAAUUAAGUUCUUAAACAUAAACUUUAAGGUAUUUUCGAAUCCAACAAUGUAGAGUACAUGCUGUAUAACUCCACCACCAGUUUGUACAAACCUACUGUAUCUAUUUUCUCCAAACUCUGAUACCACCUAGUGGCCAUUUCUGAGACACCAAAGAAGAGAAAGGAGUCCAU
Molecule: messenger RNA, 78540 nt
Organism: Xyrichtys novacula (pearly razorfish)
Lineage: Eukaryota; Metazoa; Chordata; Actinopteri; Labriformes; Labridae
Source: the annotation of a GenBank genome assembly